Molecule: messenger RNA, 68990 nt
Organism: Xyrichtys novacula (pearly razorfish)
Lineage: Eukaryota; Metazoa; Chordata; Actinopteri; Labriformes; Labridae
Source: the annotation of a GenBank genome assembly
GUUGAAGCCUGUCAGAUGGUUGGAGCUGACCGUCCGGAGCGCUCGAGGCGGACACACACACACACACCGCAGACUGGCCCCGGUCUUGAGGGGAACACUCACCCACACACGCUCUGCCCACUGUUGGUGGUCUAUAUUAACUUUUACCCUGACUUUACCUGAUAACUUGCCGGGUUCUGAGGACAACUUAGCACUUAUGUGAACUGACGCUGGUGGACCUCAUCACAGUUACUUUGUGCUUGUUCGCGUGGAUGUGCGGCUGUGAUUCACGCGACAACAUGACCGGCUAAUUCACCUCUUCACCGGACAAACAGGUGAGCUCGAGGCCAUUGUUUUCUCCAUGGACAGACCGUUCACUUGGAUGUUACUAGAAUUUGUUUGAUAAUAAUGAUCAGGAUCAAAUAUAGCACACUCAGCACACACACGAGGCUGCUGCCCACGCAGUUAGGACUACGGUGUUCACUGGACUUUAGGCCACACACACACACACACACACACACACACACACACACACACACACACACACACACACACACACACACACCAAGCUCACACUCUUUUGUCAGCUGAUGCAGGAAUGUGUAUGAGCCAAAUGUCAAAUGCCUUGUUCACCUGCUAGCACUCUGCUGCACAUACACGGCUGCCUAUUUACUGCCUCAUUUAGGCAACUGAAAUCACCUGCUUUGACAAAGUUCACUGAACUUGACAUUAAGUUAAAUAUGGAGAUUUAGAUGUGUGGUUGUUGUUGUGAAGGUCUAAGGUUCCAGAGAUGAUGGAUAAUGUUUUUUUUCCCUUGCUAGUGAUGCAGUUUGAGCAAAUUGUGAGUCAUAUGUGUGGUCUGGGUUCUCCUGGGGUGCUCUCAUUUUUGUUCUGGUGUUUUUCCGCCUCUGCAUCUGCCUGCACCCUCAUGACAUGAAAAUCCAAAGCAUCAUACAAACUUUUUUGUCCAAAAAAUGUGAAAAAAAGCUUAUACAGUUUCUCUCUGCACUUUUCAACAUCUUGCAGCUGCUUUUUUCAUACAACCAAAACUCAGAAGUGCUGUCAACUCAAAAAAGCAAUCACUGCAUUCAAGAGGCUGGAACUAACUAAUAUUUUACAUGCUUUCUUGACAAAUGAACAAAAGUUUGAUGGAUUAUCUCUAGAGCUGGUAAUUAAUUUUCUUUUGUUCACUAAUGGAUUAAUCAGCUGUUAAUGAAUGUGACAGUAAUUGAAAAGCUGUUGUCGCAGAGGGAGUGUGUGUGUUUAAAGGGUCAUGUGCUGUGAUUUCAGCUGUUCACAGACUAGGUGAGGCUUGGCCUGCAGAUGAUCCCCCUCAGUCUGUGUGCUGCUCCCGGUGAGCCCGCUGAAAGCUCCUCACUGUGGGGUCUGCUCAUGAACUUGUUGGAAACAGCUUGAAGCGGGUGCAUUUUAUCAUUCGUUUCAUCAAAAUCAGCAGACAAAGUUUUCAGUGCAGACAUUUAGAUACUCUCUUUGUCUUAUUUGGGGUAGCAGAAGAAAUGCCUCCCAAGUUCUGUUUAAGGAGGAUCAUACAAUCCAAGACAUAGACAUUUGUGAAGAGUCUUUAGUGCAGCUCUGAAAUGUGAAUCUUCUUUGUGUCUCAGGAUUUUUUGUGAAGUCCAAGCAUCCACACAUUUUGGAGUAUCUGGCCAUCUGCUUGCUGAGGGUUUGUUCCAGCAGCACCAUAUCACAUUACCCACACUUGACUGUGGGGGAUGAAUAACACUGUGCAUGGUUUUGACUUUAUCAGAGACUGGGGUGUGUAAAAAUGUCUGUUCAUUGAUUUCGGACUCAACUGUUACUUUUGUCUUGGUGAAACCUGCCAGUGAUCACACACAAGCAAAACAAUUAAAAAAGGAAAUAUGUGUUGUUAUUAGUAGAAAUAAAUGAAUGCAUAUAUUUUUCCCCUUUGCAGCCUCAGCAGUCUUACUCUGUGAACUUUAGCAGUAACACAUUAACAAAGAACUCAUGAUACCUGGAAGAAAACUUUGAAAAACUUUGCUUCUUCUGCUCAGUGUUAUCUUCAUCUUCAACAGCUAGUUAGUUAAUCCAUUUUUUGUAGAAUAACAUUCUUGUAUGAGUGAAUGAGAUCAAGAGGGCGUGAAUUUGUCAGGUUACAAUGGAAGCGCCCUCCUAUGGCAAACUAUUUCAGGCAGUCAGAUGCGUUAGUGUACUUUAUUAUGAGUUUAGAUGGCUCUGUAUAGUUCGAAUUGGAACCUUUCUUUCAGAGUUUGAAUAAGGGUUUAAAUCUAAAAAAAAAAAAAUACAGCCCUUGUUCUUGUUACUGAUAUUUAGUCAUUUCAAUUCAGAUUGGGUCCAAAUUUGGAUGUUUUGUCCUUGGCUCACGCACCAUCCUUCACUCAGUGUCUUGAAAUUUGGGUUAGUCUUUGUUGGACUGGUUGAAGAAGUUUUGGACUUAUGACAAAUCUUAAGUCCAGCCUGUUUCAGUCACUGUAAGUUUAGCAGACGAGCUUGACAAAAGGAAACUCUGCAAAACCCUUUUGGUUUAGUAGUAUGCUACAGCCCAGGGGAUCAUCAGCUGCUAUAGGCUCAGUGGGUGAUGCUUUAACUCUUUGACCUGUAUGGAAGUAUUUGCAGUGUUAACUGUAAACAACAACUCUGCUUUGAUAUUAACAAUUUAAUUGUGCAUCUCAGGAGUAGGGAUGGGUGAUAUGGGCUAAAAAAAUUAUCACAAUAAGUUUUGCCAUUCUGGCCAUAACGAUUCAGUUCUCGAUGAAAAAUAUUAUAAUUCCAAUCUAUAUUUUUGACUCACUGUCUUGAGAAACCCACAAACAUUGUUCUUGGAUGGCACUUAUCAGUUGGAAUAGUCAAAUAAGAUGCUUAACCACAAGCUUAAGUGCAACUCAAACAAACAAACAAACUGCAACUCUUAUUUCACAAAGUGAACAGCAGCAGCAGAUCCACUGUCCGAUGUCAGGCAUACCUGAUUGCACACGUCUAAGCCCCAAUCUUCACCACUCUCAGCCAUGUUUGUUUGUUAUUCUGCUCUGUGUGGGCUAUGGCUGCGACUCCGUCACUUGCGCCAUUAACAUGCAAUUAUCACAUUUAUCAUGAGAUGGCAAAUAAUUAUCAUGGAGGAUUAAAUCGUGAACAAUAAUUUAACGCCCAUCCCUACUCAGGAGCCAUAAUUGUGAACAGCAGUGAAAAUGUCUGCAAAGAGAGAAUGAAAAAGCCCCCGCGCCAAUGAAAUCCUGAGAGCAGCCUCCACUUCAGUCAUUCAGUAGAGCAGUGACCACAUGUCUGGAUGUCUAUAUUCAAAAUAUAAUAUCUUUUCCAUUUACAAACCAAUCAAAGAUAUUGUACAAAGUAAAUGUGUUACUGUAUAACCCAAAGACUUUUGUGGUGUACCAUAUGUAAUCUUAUGAAAGACAGUACAAGAGUCUGUUUCUUUGAGUUGAACAAUCGUUUGUUUAGUAUGCAAACAUAUCUUUGCCUCGUCUAAAAAUCAGUUACAGGGUCUGCCUCUGAAUCUAAAAUGGUAUUUCAGGACUGCUGCCAUUUCUCUGCUUCUGGGGAGCUUUUGAAAUCAGACUGUGGGCUGAUUAUUCUCAUUAGGUGGCGUACAGGAAGUGGUUGGGUUACCAUCCGGACCUCAAAGCUCUCAGACACAGAGAGGAGCGGGUCGAAGGCCACUUCAGCUGCAGCUGGUCAUUGAAAAGCGAUGCUCUGCAGCUGAAGCCACCGUUUUCAAGCACGUUCUAUAAACCAUAAAAGUAAGACUGCCAGGCUUAUAUGCGCAGAGGACGGGCUGUUAUGAUAUAUAGGGGUCAAGUGUCGGCCACAUUGUAGGUUAAGUAGUUUUCCUUUCAGCGGCGUGAGAACUGAGAAUAAGAGGGAAUGAUAAAGAGGGAGCGGUGUUAAUGCUUUUGAAAUCAGACGCUUGGUGAACCUCCACAGCAGCAUCUGUUCACCCCAGGUGUCACAUACUGUAGUAGCAUGUUAGAGAUAUUCUUAGCACUUACAAGCAUUCAGUCAUUGGGUUGAUAUAUUUCUAAAUAAGAGUGAAGAAAUGACGUCAUGUGAAAAGAGAAUUAAGGGCUGAAUAACAUGGAAAAAACCCUACAACAAAUAACUAUUGAUUUGAGUUUUAAUCACAUCAUGUGUUUUGAUAAUAAAGCAGUUUAAAGGGUAUUAUGAUUGUGACAGAAGUUAUGUUAUAUCUAGGGCUGGGCAAUAAACCAAAAAUUUACAGAUACUGAAAUUUAGGACAAUAACCAACGUCAUUUUGCCCAUGUCAAUAUAUUCGGUGUAAAAAAAGAAAUAAUAAAUUAAAGGUUGUUUUGGACAUGUGUAGGUAGGCUAUGGCCUCAUGUCCCUUUAAGACACUGUCCUACGUCAGAGACGUGACUAGACGAAGUUAAUGUGGAGUAGUUAUCGUCCAUUUAUUGUUAUCGAGGUGAACUGUUCAAUAUAUCGUGGUAUUGGUUUGAGGCCAUAUCGCCCAGUCCUAGUUCUAUCCAGUCAAGUCUAUAUUUAAACCUCAGAUUGUGGUUUUUAUUUUAAAGUUCUGAGGCUGUUUUACUCUGUUAGAUCUGUCCUCAGCAGUGAGAGUCCAGUGGAAGUUUGUCAUCAUGAUUAACAUUGCAGUAGGUUGUUCAUGAUCAUGAAUCAGGAUCAUGUAAUCCCCCAACAUCAGCAUUACCUUCAAAGUUUGUGAUGAGCUCUCUUCUUGUUAAGUAAUUACAGUCUUGUUGAGUUUUUCGGUGAGUCAGACAUGAUUCCUCUGCAUUAAUUAGCUCAGCCUCUGGAGCUGACGUGUGGCAUCUUGUCUGCAGACCCUGAUGUGUUGAUCUGAGGUGAGCAUGAGCGGACAGACUACGCAGGGCCAGAUUGUAUUCAGGGCGUUUCCCAUCUCGCUCACUGCAACAGCUGGUGGUCCCUCAUGUUGCAUUCUUCUGUGAGUGUGUGAGUGUGUAAGAGUGUGUGGGAAAACACGUGCUGUGAUACAGAAAACACUUGCUGGGGCACCACUGUGGCCACAGGCAUCCAUGAGUCGAUAUGGAGAAUGAGCAGUGUUGCAGUGCGUCGCUCUCCUCUGAGUGCCUCACUGUCAUCUUUAUCUUCUCUUUGUUACAUGCACAGAUGAAAUGUUUCACAAAUACUGACCCUGCUCCUGAUACCCUCAGUAUCUGCCUAGUUGAUUGGAUCCUGGGCUUCUACAAUCCCUCUGGGGGGUUUGGCUGAAGGGUAGAUUGGCAGCCUAAUAAAUUCUUCUUUUCAUUAGCAGCGAGCGUCUAUCUGCUGUACUUAAAUGAAAAUCCUCUUCAUCCUCUCGUCUUAUAAAGAUACACACUCUGAGAGGGUACAGGAUGAGGAGAUUUAGAUGUUUCUAUCAAUCAACUAUUUUUAUAUUGAUACAGUACUUAAUCAUACUAUUGUUACCUCUGAACACUUAAAAAAGGGACUUUCUCGACUUUUCCUGUCAUUGUGUCUGUGUUGAUCCACCAUGAGAACACAUGCUUGGCAAUUUCAUAUAUUUGGAUCCAUAAUAAGAAUCUAAUUUUAGUUACAUAACUAGACCCAGGUAAGGUCGCACCAUUAUUGAAUUAAUAAAGUAUCUAUCUAUCCAUUUAUCCAUCUAUCUAUCCAUCCAUCCAUCCUCUGGCUCAUUGUGUUCAGAGCUCAUAGCGCCUUAAAUACGCAAAGAUCUGCAUAAAACAUUCAUUUAUUUGCAGCGUUGCCUACUGCCCCAUCGACACUUAGAAACCUGUUGAUUACUUGAUACUGAGAUCAGACUACAUGAACUUUUACUCUGUUAUAAUGGUCACUGCCACAUUAAGUAAUCAUAGAGCCAUAACCCAUGCCCUGCCUUGAAAUGAUAGAUUCUCUUUUACCUUCGCCAUCAUGUUUGUUCAUGUCAUGGCUUUUUCUCUUGUGUAGAGCGCUCUAUGUUAUCACUGGACUGUAUCACUGAUUCCAGACUUUCUUAAGAGCCUGUGAGCCUUUUCCAGAUGGGGCUUUGAUUGUCCUUCAUAGCGACACACUACAUGUGAUAUCCAAACUGAUUUUUAGUGCUGACAGGUCCCAACACCCUACAUCUGCAGGGUGUAAAUGUGCUCAUUAUAUGUAGUGUGACUUUGGAGUGACUUUUUUGUGGUUUUGCACUGUUUUUUUUUUUUUUUUUCUUUUGUUAUGCCACUCCAGCCAAGACAAGGAUUAUGUCAACACUGUGCAGCAGUGGUGAAAAGGUGUAAAAGAUAAGGAUUUCUAUGAGUAUAACUGUCUGUAAUCAUCAAGGGAGUCUUUUGUGCUUAUCAGUCUCAAUGCAAUAAUCUUUACUAUGUGCAUGUGGUUCAAGUUCACUGUCUGUAAGAUGGUUUUGCACUUUUUUUCUGAAGUCAAGAUAUAUUGACAUAUUGAUGAUUAACUUAAAAAGAAAACAGCAAUAGAAAAACCAAGUAAAGCUUUCCUAUAAUCAAACAAAAUUGGGGGUUUGCAAUACUUGAAUCACAAUAAUCUCUGGAGGUUUGUGUAAAAUACUGUAUCCAGAUUUCCAACAAGUUCAGGUAAAAUAUUUUGAUUUUGUCUGGGUAGAGGAAGAGUUCAGACUCAACCAGAAAGGUUAUCGUCCCCAAAUGAUCAAGCAAAGGAAACAUUUGAUUACAUCAGGAAGAUUAGUCCCUGUGUUGAUAUCAGAAGUCAGCAUCCAGUACAUCAGAAGGGUUAAGAUUAACCCUCACUGAUGUAAUCCCUUUUGGAAAUCUAAUCUGCUUACACUGAGCCAGAGGAAGGCAUGCAGUAUUAAACCCAGAGGGUGUGGUUUUUAUUGUUCAGAUGCAGCCCUCAGCCCGGGGACAGUUGUGUUUUGCUAUGCCAUCAGCCCUUGGUUUCAUUCACAGCCCCUGUUCUUUACCCAGCCCCCUGAGACCCCUCAGACCGGCCUCCAGACAAAACCUUAAACCCCCAGCUGCCCUCUUCUAUAUCACUGCCACAGGCACUGUUCACAAGAGGUUCAGGAGAGAUGCUUCAGUAAUUUAUUGCCACACCCAAGUGAACUGGAAUAUGAAGCCACAAUGUUUCUUAUGUGGCAUUUCCUUAAGACUCACAAGUUUCUCACAAGACCUCUGCAAAAAUGUACAUGUAUGCAGAACCUUUAGGUAAUGGACAGUCCUUACAAAAAACCUCCUGCAGUUUCAAGUCAAACUGCUCAACAACUUUGCCCUGACUGUUGGUGCAAAAACAGUUUGUGUGAAGAGCUAAAGGGGCUGAAUGCGUUUUCCAAAAUCUAAUCCCAGAGCCCAUCAUUAAGGCAAUAAUUGAUCUUUUUGUUAAUCCCUGCGUUUCCUGUGAGGGCAGAUUUCAUUUACACCAACUUUUUUGAUGCCUGACUUCCCAUUCAGAUCCACCUAAAGGCCCUUGAAGAUUAACUUUUCCUCUUGGUUGUUGCUAUUGACUCUAUAGCUGCAAAGGUUGCAUUGGUCAUUGCAUCUGAAGGAGGCAGGACCACCAAGCAUGCAGACAAGUGGGAAAAAUGUGUCUCAGUAAGAGAUACACAAGAUCCUACAGGCAGCAGACACCUGCUAGAAAGCAGCCAACAUAUUAGGUAGACAGUAUAUCAGCGUUCUUACAGCUAACUGCCUGUUGGCGGUGAAAAUGAGCUAAUCACCCUGGGGUUAAAUCCUUGUCUUGAUUCAUUUCUGUCCUAUUUGUAGCAUUUUUUACAUCGACUGUGUCAUAACUGGAUAAAGUGUUGGUAAUGCCAAUCAUUUGUUUGUGAAGUAGAGUUUUGAAGCUUUCGCUGAGGGUUGUCAUUUGAGUAAUGUGGACUCAAUCUAACUUUCAUUGACCUAAGAGAGGUGGGCCACACAGUGGGUGCUGUGACAGCCUUGAGCUAUUCAAACCAAUAUCCUUUUUUUGAACCAGGCUAUCAACAUUUUUCUUCUCGCUCUGACAACAGGCUUUUGAGCUUGGUGUGUAUGGUUUUCAAUGCUUCUGUAACCACCCUCAAGUGGGCACAAGAGGAAUUGCAGUUUUAGCAUUUCUACAUCGGCUUCAUUUUGUAAGACCAGAGGUUUCUGCUUGUUUUGGUUUGUAUUUUUGCACCGUGGGCUAGAGAGCAACGCCUUUUUUGAUUCCAUUACUCCAAACUGGAAUAAUGGACAUUAAAAGGCUUGAAUCUUGUUUUUUAGUGAGGGGGGGAAAGAAAAAUAAUGAAAGAAAGAAUCUGAGAUUUUGUUGAAGGCCAUAUUGCCCAGCUCUAAUUUUCAGUCUGCAUAUCAAUAGAAUAUGUUUAGAUACAGGGUAAAGUGGUAUACAGGACAUUGAUAUUGAUGAUAAUUAAAGUCAGAUUUACAGUUCUGUCUGUUUGACAGCUGUCUAUAUUUAGUCCUUGAUGCUCUGGCUGCUGGAUGGUUAAAUGUGUUGGCCCAGUUGCUAGAAACAUAAACCCUUUUGCCUCUAACAGCCAGCCACCUCCCCCUGGACAGUUGCUUUUGGACCCUGAAGAGUUAUGCCAGCGAUCUGCUUGACUCACAGGUGGAGCAUUCCCUUUCUGGAAGAAAUGCGUCUGCAUUUGUCGGUGGGCUUUCUGGGUUGAGCUGUGGCUUUGGAGGUUCUGGCAACUGUCCUACAGUCCCCUUAAACAGAAUCCUGAAUGUGGCUUCAUCGCCUUUACAACAUUUGAUUUGUUUUGUUUGUUUUCAAGAUCAGAACUGAAUCAAUUAUUCCUGCUAAGAAGGACUGCGUGGUCAAUAAGUGAUCAAUAUCAUUUGCACAAUUGUCAAGAUAACAUCCGAGGAAUUGAUUGAUCAAACGGAACCAGCUCAGCUGUUUUCCUUGGCUGCCAAUCCAGCUAAUGGACUCUGAGUUCACUUGUUUGUACUCGUGGAUAACCAGUCUGUAGGCUCACACUAAGUCAGCCUUCCUUCUCUUAUUGUGUGUAGCAGGGCUCACUGUAGUGCAGAGGGUUAAUCUGAUCCUCAAGUUUAUCAGCAGUGAAGGGGAUUGUCAGGGUGUCAGUUUAGAUCCCCAUAGAUCGGACGAGUUCAAUCCCCUCAGGCUACUAAAGAGGAGGUGAGAGUGAGAGCAAUCUCAAGAUUCCUGAUUGGGUCAUUGAUUAUUUCCAGAUCAUGCUGCCUGCAAUUGUUUCUGUCUCUGUUAAAUACCUAUUGGCAUUAAUGGCAUGAAGUGAUGAAUGGCAGCAAAUUACAAUUGCAUAUAUUUUGUGAGUGACAUGCUUUAUUUUAAUUUCUUCUUGUGCUGCAAAUCAACCUUCCAACGCUUGCUCUACUACCACUCCUCUAAGGCCCGUAUACUUCUAUGACAGUGUUUGCUCAGUUAGUCUGCUCUGCUCCUUCCGUUCUUCAUGAAUUUGUAUUAGAAAAAGAGCCAACAGUGUUUCUCCUGUUGAAAAAAGCUCACUUCAAAUUUCGAUAUUGGGAUGUUGGCGACAGUAAAAUCCUCUUGAGUCUCCUGCUGAUUAAUGAAAAGCCGAGGGAAAGUAAUAAGGUUGAAGAUUAAACCGUAAUACCUCCAAGGCAUGUUUGCCAGCCCCUCAGUAUGAAGUCCGCUCACUGUCUGGGGCAGAUAAAGCUGGCUACUGGUCGAUUUCAGAGUAUUACCAUUAAACCCACAUCUGGGCACUUUUUGUCAGGUUAAAAUCAAUUUGUUUGGAUCAUUUAUUUUACAUUUGACCCACUAAACUACAGAAUUCAAGAACCAGUUAAAUAUGUUUGGGAAAAUCUCGUGUCUUGUAAGAUGUUCCUCUCUAGGACAGACCUCAAAUGUUUCAUUCUUAUUUUUGACAAAUCUGUAUCAUGAAUUUGUUUUACUUUUUCAAGUUCAAGGCUUGUAAAUUGUUAGUACAUGACAAAAAAAGACAGUUUCUUAUAGGGCUGGGCAAUAAACCGAAAACUUACAGUUACUGAAAUUUCCGACAAUAACCGAUGUCAUUUUGCCCAUGUCAGUAUAUUCGUUGUCAAAAAAAUUAAAUAAAUUAAAGUUGGUUUUAGAUGUGUGUAGGUAGGCUAUAGUCUCAUGUCCCUUUGAGACGCUGUCCUAAUUCAGAGACGUGACUCCAUCCCAUCCAGUCCGUAACAAAGAGGGAAAGACAGAUGAGGAGAUGGAGGACGGUUCAAAAGUUGUAGCAGCUGGAGCAGCGGCUGAGGUAGACAAAGUUAAUGUGGAAGGGGGUGAGCAGUUUGUGGAGUAGUUAUCGUCCAUUUAUCGUUAUCAAGAUGAACUGCUCAAUAUAUCUUGAUAUUGAUUUGAGGCCAUAUUGCCCAGCCAUAGUUUCUUACCUGGUGCAGAAGUAAGCCAGAGUGAAGCCCAAGCAACAAACAGUCCACAGUCUGCUUAGAGCUUCUUGAAAUAGAGGCACCCCUCAUUGGGAUGUAAUGGACCAAAAUUGAAGCAUAACUUUUAAUUGAAAAAGGAUAUGAAGUCAAGUUUGUUCAACGGGACAUCAGCUGAUACUAACACCAGCCCAUGUCAGCUGACAGUUCAGCUGAUUAUGUUAUAUAUAGUCACUUUACAUAUGUCCAAAAUGUGCGUAUACUAUAUACUCUUUGUGUUCCUCUGCUUUUAAACUCCCAUCCCAGCCGUCUUUUUCUGCAGUACAUGUAUUCUCACAGAGGCCUGCACUCUGCUGUACUCAGGGAUCUUUGCUGCUGCUCUUCCAGCUUUGUCCUUUUAUUAAUCUAAAUGAAACAGGGGAGGUGUGCCCUUCCUUCUUUGCUGCUUCUCUUCCUACCUUGGUUUUUCCCAUAUGUACAUUAAAACAGGGACAAAAGUGGUCUGGACUGAAGUGUCAAUUAUGUUGCAGAUAUAAACACUGCACAGUAAAGGAGGUCUUGGCUGUAAGCCAUUGAACGCUUCACCAGAAGUACUAAAAUGUGGGUGAUCAUUUUAAACUACUAUUGGCAAAUAAAUCUGAAACAUCGCCAGAAAAUAUGGAAAUGCAAACAGUCAAGUUCAGUAAAAGCAGUGCAACUACCAGGGUAUUCUUCUUUUUUGAGACCUUCAGUGUUAAAAUAUGUAACAGAGACUUUCUAAUCCCUUUUUUUGAUGUGUACCUGCAGUGUCACUCAGACAACAAGAAGCAAACAGAUUUUUUAGGAUGUUUUGUUUCUAGUGCCCUUUCUUAAGAGAUGAAAAACUAUGAAGAGAAAGAGUCUCCCACUCAGAGAGGCAUCUUUUUCUAAGUUCAGCUAUUAAUGCAAACACUCCACUUUCAGUUCAACAGUAACCCAACAGGAAACGCUGAUCUCACUCUGUGUGAGAAUCAUCCGGAAGACCAGUAUUGAACCUGAAAAGUGGCUUUAAAUUACUCUGAUCCCUGGCUGAGAGAUGCCCUUCAAACAAACUCUUCCAAGCCCGUGAGAGAGGCUGCUCUCACUGUUUUUAUUAGACAAAGAGAGGAGAGGGGAUGUAAACGGCUCUGUGCUGAACUGUAUAAUUUAGUAAGGACCUUGGCUCGUGGACAGAGUUUGACAUAAACCCCUGAUUUUUGUGCGUCUGCUCCAAAUGCAGCAGCUGCAGCAGAAAGAGGAGGAAUUAUUUAGAUUGUCUGACCGGUUUGAACAGGACAGACGAAAAAGUCUGCCUCAUUUCCAUCAUCCAGAAAAAAACAACAUGGCUGCUUAUUAUGAUAAAGCCGAGAUAAUUGACGUGAGUAACCCAGAGGCCCUGUGGAAAUUGUUUUCAUGCUGGAUUUGUUCGUGUCCCCAGAAGGCAGUAACUAAAGUGAAAUGCGGCACCAAUAACAAGCGAUCCAACUCGUUUUUCUUGUGAUGAUAAGUAAAGAGACAAUCACAUCUAAUGCUGGUUUAUUACUACUUUCUGGAGAUAAACACAGAGGUCCAAUCUGCAUAAAAUAUCAUUGAUUCUGAACUUAUGCUUUAAAAGAAAUUUGCUGCAGAUUAAACCUCUCCUUGACGUUUCCGUCUUUCUUUCCAUUAAGUGUUUUUAUGAGUAAAGUGGCUUCCAUCUCUAAAUCAAUCAUCUCUAACUUACAGACGGUGUCGUUUGGGACAGUUGUUGAAUAUCUAAAUAGCUGGAGCUUAUUUUGGGCUCAAAGUCUUCUUUCUACUUCCUUUGUUCCAUCCUCCAGAACAGUACUAGUCAGACUGUCCGGAUGGAGCAGGAGCAGUCCAGCAGUCUGGGGGGCUAACCAAACAGAGUACAGUGGGGUGAGUCUGGAUGUAAAGGGGAGUAUAGAGUUUCACAGCGGUUACAGCACAGCUGACCACACAGUGAGCGAACACGAAGAACAGACACAAACACACUAACCACAUCGUUACAGCCCUGACAGCUCGACACUUUUGUCUCCUGUUGUCAAUGAAGUUAUUCAGUUUCACAGCCACAUCUGAACUUUACCUGCAUGCUGCUGAUGGUAAUAACACAGAUUUCUCUCUAGUCUAAAGGAAAUGAAACCGACUUUAAGACGCCCUUUUUUCAGAUUGUUUUCACUUCUGCAAGAAUCAUUUUCAUGUCAGCGCUGUAGUACAAAGACAUGUCUGAUAUCACUGUUUAUUCACUGCAGGGUCACUACUACCACUUUACGAAGCUGUCAAACUUUCCCAAAGAAGUAAAGAGCCCUUUAAAAGAUCUGUUUUAAAGCUUCAUUCAUUCAAGUCUAUUUGUGCACCCCGAAGUGUUAUACAUUCAGUACGUUUACAUGACACUCAAGAAAAUCGAAUUAUUGCCUUACUCUGAUUAAGACCGGACAACUGAAGUGCAUGUAAACACCUUAGUCUGACUAUAAUCAGAGUUUGAGAACUCCAAUUGGAGUCGGAGAACUUCGAUUAAGACACCCAGUUAUUGCGAUUGGAAUUUCUAUUUUCUCUACCAUGUAACCAAUGUAGUUGGAGUCUGAUUGUACAAUGCAUGUGCACGUGCGCCACGCCCCUGUAACCCCGGAACAAAAACACCAGAGAAGAGGAGUAGUGUACACCUCAUCUACAGAAAAAGUAGUGCACACAUCAUGUACGACAAAAACAACGCUGUACGAUGCUCCGUGUUCUUGCUUGAAAAUGCCCAGCAGCAGUUGUAACCACUUCUGACGUCCGGCACAGACUUGCUAUGGGGUCAACCAGAAACAGCGCCGCUGGAGAGACCCAUAGUUUCGGGGAAAAAGACACGUUCAUGUCAAUAAUUCGAUUUUCUUAGCUACAUGUUUAAGAGGACAAGGUGAGAAGUCAGAUUUGGUGAAAAAAACAACAAUAAAAAAGGAAUUAUGAGCUCAGUCCGAUUAAGCUGUGCAUGUAAACGCACUGACUGUCAACCAUUUGAGACAGCAGUCAGAGUAUUAGUCAUGCACCUGACUUGACAAACUUCAUGAUGAACCUCUUUCUUAAUGUCCUGUUCUUCAUGUCUGUGUUGAUUAAUUCGGAAAUAUGAAAUUACGCUGACACCCAUUGAUCUGUGGGGGUUAAACUGGCAGAAUAAUAAGGGCCUGGUGUUUACUAUGGUGGUUUUAGCCAUAAAUUAAUAUGGAAAAGCACCUUUAGCUGCUAACAAGGCUUUACCUGUGCAACAUAAAAGGCUGAUGCUCAAAAAGUGCAAGGCUGUAACGUAGAGGUCAUCAGAAAAUAUAAUGAAGUGUUUUUAGAUGGUGGUUUUUGGCAGUGAUCUGCUAAAAUAAGGAAGCUACUGGAGUGUAACAGCCCGUCUUUAUUCAACCCAACACUAUGAUAUCCUGUUUGAUUUUGGUUGCUUAUUUUAUGUGAUUUGAUAACAUAUAAGUUAAUUUUGACUCCAGCAUUAUGAACUUUUCAGAAGAAAACGUGUUCUUAGCUCAAAAGUUCUGGACCACAUGAGUCUAUCUUAAGUUUUCGAAAUAGCAGCAGACCAAAAAACCUGCACUCUGACACCAAGUGUUAUUGAACAAGCUUCGUGAAAUUGGUCUGGGGAGUUUGUUACCUGCAGACAGCUGGGCUACAGCGCCUGUUAUCCCAAGUUCAUUGUCAUAGAGACAGACAGAUGGUAGAUGCUCAAGUCCUCCAGGUGCCCACCCCCCAACACACGCAAGCACGCACGCACGCACACACGCACACACACGCACACAUUAUAACACAAAUGAUACCUCCCACCAGGUUGAGCCCACAAGCUACGCAGCAGGCUUAUUAUUACAGCAUCAUGGUUUCACAUGAAAGUGGUCGAGUGCAAUAUGAGAAACAGGCCAGAAGUUGUUGUUAUUGUUGGUGUGCAUGUGGGUGUGUGCCCCAGACUUUCAGUGGUCUCCAUUAGCUGAACAGUAGUGGGAUCAAGUCUGUUUGUCCAGCUGCUGAAUCACCCCCUACCAGGCUCAAACACACACACUCCUACACUUUUGCACUGGUUUGAGUCCCUCCCAAACUCAGACAAACUUCAACUCUUAACGUUCACUGCUAUAAUCAUGGCAAAAGUCUUGAAACUAUUAUUUCAUACAUUUAUCUUUCUUGUAUUCCCCUCCACACAUCGGCUUUGUUUCUUUGUGUCCAACUUAAGUGGAUUUUUCUUUCCCCCUCUUUCUACAGAGGCAUUUCUCCAUAGCCCAUGUCCGUCUGCCUCCCUCUCCUCCCUCCGUCCCUCCCCCCUGUCAUUCUUUGCAUCUUUUCUUUUUCAAGGGGUCCACAGUUUGACCCCAGUUGCCCUUGACACAUUCAUUUCUAUAGCUUCAGCCAAUCAAUACAGACUCCUGUGGCCCGGUGUCAGAUGUUUGGUCCACUAAUUGAAACCAACAACAACCCAAGGCCGGUGAAAAUGAGCGUUUUGUGUGUGCAUGUGUGUGCUGGAUUGAUGAAUGAGGAGGAUGGAGGAUCUGCCGCAUUCACAUGGUGAUCACCCCUUCAUCAGCUAUUGUUGAGUGCUUGGUUUUUGCAAGAUUAGCGAGAAAAAUUGUACCUUUGUCAUGUCAGUGUAUGACAGCAAGAUGAAUGUGGGUUUUGAAAUUUACAUGCAUGGAUGCAAAAAAAAAAAAAAGUAAUAGCAUCUUCCUUCAAGGUCAAGGCUGUCCCUUGUCUCAUUUAAGCUAAAUCUAUAAACUGAUCCAAACCAACACUUUAGUGUGUUUCAGUGCUUUUGUCCUGCCCCGUCGCUUUUGUGCUUACUCUACCAAAAAAAACAAUCCAAAUUAUAUUAUUUCUGUUUUAUUUCAGGUAAAGUUGAUAUUCUCCUAAAGUGUUGGGAUGAGUAUCCACUAAGCUGGCUUCACCAUACAAUUUUUAAAAAGUUUAUUGCAGAGUAAAAUAGGUGAGUUUAAGUCUAAGUUUAAAAAAAAGGCGUGUUGUUAUAAAAAGAAAAAGUGUUUCUUGUGGUGCUUUAAUUUUGUAACUGCCUCACACCUAAGGUCCUUUUUUCCUGUUUUGAUUAUUAGCAUACAUUUAUUUUGAAAGGACAAGACAGAUGUUUCUCCAAGAUUUAAUAGUUCUGUGGUAGAUGGAAACAGCCAAAACAACGACAAACAGAUAAUAAUCUUGUACACCAUUGUCACUUUGUCCGUAACGUUGUUGGUAACGUUGUUGGUAACGUUGUUGGGGACGUUGUUGGGGACGUUGUUGGUAACGUUGUUGGUAACGUUGUUGGUGACGUUGUUGGUAACGUUGUUGGGAACAUUGUAUUGUUGUUGGCGAUGUGGUCUGUAAUGUUUCUGUUUUACCUACAGAUCAGUAGUGGAUACUUCCAAGAAUUAAGUUGUCCUCUUAUUUUUUAUUGAUGGAUUGAUGGUAAUUCUCUGUGGGAAAAAUAUCUAAAGGAUUUUAAAUUUUGUCGGGCCACCUAGAUAUUGUUUUGGAAGGAAACAUUAGUGGUGCUUCCUAUACUGCUAAAACCGCCUCUGCUGGCGUGUCUGUUCGCCUCAGACCAAAGAGAUGCAAUGACACCAAAUGCAAUGCAAGAGGUCAAACACAGAAAACUCCCUCUUCAGUUCAAAAAGGGUUAUGAUACUAAUUUUGAUCUUGCUUAUUCCAGAGGUAAUUUUUGUGUGCUGUUUUCUCUUGUCAUCUCUGAUACGUCUACGUACACAGUUUUGAUAGGGAGAGUCUACAUUGUCUUACUUCUGGUUGAUAAACGAUGAAUUUGAAUUCGGAUUUCUAAAGAUAAAAUGGACUGGUGAAGGUUGGUGGUUCUAACUGCACACAGCCUACAUACAACUACAUAUCCAUUUUUUUGAAACAGUGAUGAACAGUCAUGCCACAAAAUGCAAUCUGUAUUUUUCGCUUUUACAUGCCAGGGUCAGUUGUAAAAACUUAAGUGUGAGGGUGACAUAUUAAUAAAAAGCCAAAUUGUGCAGUAGUGCUUUGUUCACUUAUGAAAUGAAGUUUUUUGAAAAUAUUGGAGCCUUUUGACUCAGAGGAAAAGGACAUGCAUGACUUUCAUUGCUUGCAAAAUGCAAGACAAAGACAUUAACAGAUUCUCAAAUGGUAUAUUGAAUAUAUCGAGCAUGUUUGUUUGAAAGCAUCGCAUUUUAGGGAGCAGUGGAGAUGAAACAGGCUACUGCUCUACAAUUUGAGUUUGAAAUUAUUGGCAAACAUCAAGGAAUUCCUGGAUGUGACUGUUACUUGAUUGUGUGUCUCGGGGUUAAGGAUGAUAAUUAACAUGCAUGAUUUAUGCCUCAGUGAUGAAUAUAACACAGGGUAAAUGGUCUUUAGGUCUUUUCAUUACUUUCUUUUUGUUGUCUGGUCAUGACCUUGUUUCAGCUGUUAGCUAACUUGGAAGAAUACAGACAGGCGUUUGAAAGUUCAUGGCUUGUGUAUUAAUAAAGCUGUAAAGUGUGAAGAGGAACUGAAAUUCACACAAGCUCGUGAUUUAUAACCUUAUGCUGUUGGAUUGGUGGGCGUCAUGAUAGUUUAUUGCUCAUAAAAAUAUAAAGCACUUGAAUAAAUGAUGUCGAGGAAGUCUUUCAUAACAGCUCUUACACCCAUGUUGCUGUACCAGCCAGCUGCACUUGUGAGCGAGUCUGCUGACAAAAGAGGAUGCAAAUGGGCAAUGAAGAAGCCUUUUAGCUUUUUGUCUGUGUGAGCAGGCAGGUGACGACAGCACCAUGCAACUGUUGCUCUGAUAAAUGUAGAAAACAGCUCAGAGCGGAUUUAGUGAAGUGAGGGUGUAAAUAAUUCAAGUAGACAGUAAUGUUGGUUUCACCAUCAAGACUCCUGCAAACCACUUGCAUGGUUUAAUUUGGGUUUUGAAUGAACAGAAAAAUAAUGUUGCCUUGGUCGUCGUGAAGUGUUAAAAAAAAAAAAAAAAAGGGUGGUGGGGGGGUGGGGCUGGAACGGCGUUCAAAGCUACUGUAAUUAAUCCCAAGCAUCAGUCAGACUGUUCUCAUUAAUAAUGCAUUUCUUAGCAGCAGUCCUGACAGAGGGAGUGGAUUCAAGUCUUUAUUCAAAGAUUCAGCCACAAUGCCAGGCAACCCUCAGAGCCAAUCUGCUUUACCCAAAAUCCAGCAAGAACAUGUUUCACUUUCAGCCAGGCUUAAGCUUUGAAACAAAGCAGCAAACAGGCUGGAGGGCACUUAAAUCAAAAUCAGAGUGAAAUCAAUGCCAGUCCAAACUCCCUCCUCCUGAAAAUGUACUCACAAGAAUGUUCAGUUUAGGGCAUUUCUUAGACUUCAGUCACACCAGAGCCUGAAAAGAAGCUACCGAUACACUUUAAAGUUGUAUCAGCAUUAAACUCUGCAACUUUAUUUGUCUUAAUCCGUGCAAAGUUUGCAGCAACCAUAGCAGACGGAAUGAAAACUUUCAAACUGCAUGUCGUCCAGUAUGUGGUAACACAGGUGACAGAUUCUUCAGGCCAUAUUUAAGUCUUAUAAGUAAACUGUUAGAUUUCUUUCCUUAUUUUUGUAAAAAUAAACAUUAUUCUGCAAAAUAAAAGGCCAGCACAGAUAACUGUCUCUCACUAAUAUCAGCUUUCUUAAUGUUAAACCCCAAAUUAUUUGGGGUGGGAAUCACCAUCGAUCCCACAAUACGAUAUUAUCACGAUACCUGGGCCACGAUAAGAUAUUAUUGCGAUUUUUAACAUUUUGCAAUACAGUGAAUAUUGCAAUACAAUAUAUUGCGAUUUAUGCAAUGUUUUCAACUGUUAAUUGAAAAACGGCUAAUUAAGCAUUUGUCUUUUCUCUAUGUUUGUCUUAUUUACAAAGUAUUUUAUUUUCAUGUAGCACAUCUUUCAAACCGUAUGUGUCAGGUCCAUCUCACUUGUGCCCUGCUGACAUUCUUAAUGUCUUUCUUCAGGUGCAGUUAUAUUUGUUGCACUAACUGUCUCCUGUUCUAUGAUGUCACCUUUGCCGACCUCACUGGACAAACAGUUGACUUUAUUUUUCCAUUAUCAUAGAUUUGACUUCAUAUUAGCAAUUAAUUUGAAAAAAAUCGAUACUUGGCAAAUGAGACAAUACGAUAAAUCACCAGACAAAAUAUCGCAAUACUAUGCUGUAUCGAUUUUUUCUCCCACCCCAACUAAUUAUAACCAAAAAGUACUGUUGUGACGUGAAUAGCAGUAUUGUGGAAAAGUGAUACCAAUGGAUUUUGCUGUCAACAGUGGCGAAGAAGUGCAACUACUACGGCACAGCAAAUCCUGGCACAUAUGUGCGUAAAGCUUCUGCAGACGGCAAAACUCUCACUUGAAUGUUUAUGAUGCUGUUAGGCACCGAAAAGUGGGAAUGAAAUUCAUGUGCCUGAUCAAAUCCACAAAUCUCAAGCCAAAGCUGUGAAUCUGUAGAUCUUUACUGGGGCAUAUUUACCUCCCAGUUCAGUGACCUAAACAGCCUUCAAUCAGAUCAUUAAUCCACAAAACUUUUAAUAUUUCAAAUUGUGAAAUGCAGAGACGUGAUUGAUUUUGCAUGACUCAUUUUUGCUGAGGCUGCAAAAUGCAAAGAGUAUGAAGGAGCUGGGUAAUUUAGAUGAACAUUUAUUUUUCAUUGACCAGUGCUUCAACUGGUUCUCUGUGAUGUAUUUCAAUCCCACAUGAAUUAAUGAUGAAUAAAUGCUGAAUCUUUAUCUUCAACCCAAGCCAUGCCUCUUGAGCUCAGCUAGUUUUAAAUUUUUUAAUAUCUCCUUCAAAGAAAAAAAACAGGAUUUCACAGACAAGGUGACUGUAUUUGAUGACGAAGCAUCAUAAAGUGGUAAACGAGGAUGAUAAAGUGGUUGUACUGUAGUAUGCUGGGAGGUUACUGGUGUGUGUUGACUCUGGAUGAGGCUGCAGCCAGUGUGGACCAGUUCAGGACUGUGUUUGUCUUUCGCUGCUCUGAGCACAGCCACAACCAUGAGGGCGGCGAGCUCUCUGUAGAGCGCCAGACUUUCAGCUUUGAUCCUGAUCUUUGCUUCCACAGCCGCUUUUGUUUGAGAGUUUUAUGUUUCGUUCUCAGAGAUUUUGGCCUUCUUUUGUCCAUUUCUGUUGUUGGAGUUUGCUCUCGCCUUCUCUGUCUGUCUCUUUCUUUCUCAUUAUCACACCCACCCAGAAGCACACACCACACACACACACACAUUCACACACUCUCACACACUUCUUUGUAGUUCUCGCCCCAAAGCCCCAGCCCAUUUUUACCCAUCUCUCCCUUGGUUAAACCCUCGAGUUUGAUCAAUCAUUGAUGAUCCCAGGUGUCCUGAGAGCUCAAGGGAAAUCCCGAUUGGCUACACCUCCCCCCCACCACACACACACACACACACACACCUUCUGCAUCCCCCUCCCAGCCCCCUCCUUUCUUUUCAAGAUCAGAGUUGCUCGUUCCCGUCUCCCCAGUCUCUCCCUCUCCUUUGCUGUUUCUUAUCUCGCCCUCUCCUUUCCCUCCCCACUGGACGGUGGAGAGCCAGCUUCAAUUAAAGAAGCGGUGGGGUUCCCUAAGCCAUUAGCCAUAUUAGUGUUGGGUCCGUGCCCGUGCCCCUCCUCGAACAAAGACCCCUCAAAGCUUCCUGGUGCAGUUUGGUUGGCAUUUGUCUAGAUGGACUGAUUUGUAGCCUCACACCCUCUUGGAGACGCAGUCGGUGGCACUGCCCGGCCCUCUUAUAAUGAAGCAUAUUGUCUGUGAAGCCCCCGUCAUGUUUAAUUGUGCUUUAACCCUUUGAACUCUGAAGAGAAAUGGUCAAAAACUGCCUGCAGUGCUUUGUUUGCUUAUUGUGAUGUCCUGACUUGGAGUAUUUUCAAAUGCAUUAACUAGAAUCUACACACCCUAUGAUAAGAGGUGCUGCAAAUCCAGAGAUGGUGAAGUUGAAAUAAAACCACAUAUUAAAAAAGUCAGAAAAGCAAAGUGUUGAAACGUCAGUGCAGUGUUUUAAGGCUCAUUUAUGUUCGCCAUAUGAAAAUGGACACGUCUGUUAUGAUAGUUCCAUCACUGCCCACAUACUUCCAUGCGCCCUUUACAUUGGCAUGGAUGUUAACCAUUACAUCCACUGGGGCGCAGGCCGGAGUCAAAAGUUUCUGACAACAACAACAAACAAAAAGAAACAUGGUGACUGUGGAGGAGCUGGUGAUAAUGUCUAUUUUGCAUAAGAGACAGAAAUGGAGGCUUUGUUGAAGGCGGUGGUUGGUCAGGCCACUAAACACAUCGUGGUUGGAGGAUGGAUAAUUCUUUUCUCUAGUACUACCAAUGAGAGAAGUUGACGACGAUCCUCAAAAAGCCCCCCAGCAACACUGCCCCCCACCUGGUUUCCGGUGGUACUGCUCUGUCUGGUGCGCAUCUGUAUACUUCAAGGAUACAUGCAGGAAUACAGACGAAAAGAACGUGAAGCACAGACAGAGAGCUCUGUGCGUAUCUGGAUCCAUAUGUAACAUUGAGCAUAAAUUAGCCUUUACUGUGAUUACUGUGUUCAUUCACUGACUCCAGGGAUUCCUGGUUAAUACACUAGCAUUUGCACUCUUCAGGAGUUCCAGUUUGGCUGCUUUCAUGAAGAUCUUGAAUGGAUAAAGCUGUUCCCCAUGAUGGUAGGGUGUAUGACUGUCAAAAAGCAGGUUUUCAUUGAAGCAGCUGAUUGCUGACAUCGGUCUGAUUAGCUGCACCUGAGUCCUUAGUGCACUUUUCUGUUUGACAGAAUGAACAGAUAUCUUUUGACUUUUUUUAGUGUGCCAUUCAAAAGCACAGUGGUGUGAUUUUCCAUCAUGGCGACUGUAGGUGCAGCAGUGGCCAUGAUUCACCAUGAUGUUUGCAAUCAACAAAGAUAAACGCGCUAGUGCUAGAGUUAUCACAGUGGAUAUUACGAGAGCUGAUUACCGAAAUAACAUUGUUGGUGAUUAUUGGAUAAACAUGACAGGCGGCUGAAAAGGGAAAUCUUAGGUGAUUAAUGACAUGCAGGAUCCCCUCGCUGCUCUCCUGAGGGUUUUAUCAUAUGUUUAACCUUCUGCAAUGAUUCCUUUGUCCUCGAUCACAAUCACACACCUCAGACCUUCAACACGAGCCGGGCACCAAUCAUCAAUCAUCUUUGAUUUCCUGCCAGACGUUCAGAUAAAGUCUGAGAGUGGGGAUACUGUGCAAGUGUGUGUGUGUGUGUGUGUGUGUGUGUGUGUGUGUGUGUUCAUUGUGUGGACAUCCGACUUUUAGGUCCGUGUUCCUGAGCGAGAUGGAGAGAGCACAGUCUAUUAAGCAUUUGACAAUUGAAGACCUCCCACUCUAAAAGACCUGCUCAGAUUGUCCUCUCCCCCAAUCCCAGCGAGCGAGAAGGAUUGGGGGGGUGCGAAGGCGUGUCUCCGAGGGGCGUCCAUUUUCUUUGUAAUGAAGCUGUCCGUCACACGGCUUGUUGACAGAAGGCCAGGAUAUCACGCCCACCUGCCUGCACCCUAAAAACCACCAGUUUGGCAGCUAAAUGAGCUGAAGGUUGAAUACAGAGCGGAGGACAGGAGACGAUCAUAAUAUUGCGACUGUGGUGAUGAUUGUGAAAGGGCUCCACUUUCUGUACUGUAUCGGGGGUUACUCAUCAGCUGAGUGUUUUCCACAGCAGCGCUCUUUUUACAGAAUUCCCGCUGAUCCGUCAGAGUUGUGUUUACUAGUCAUUUCUCGGAAAUUAACAUGACAUCACUUAUUUCUGUACAAGGUUUUCACUCCACCAUGACACAUUCCUCAGUGGACACGGUCCAAGGUGUUAAGAUGGGCGUUUCUACCGUGAGUAAAGACCACACUGGGACCAGGAAGUACCCUCCACUAGCUACCUAAUGAGCUAAACCCCUGUAGGACUGUAGAGUGCAAUCCAGAGUAAAAUGUGAAUUAGGAACGCUUGUCACUGGUCCCUUUUUGGGGAUUCAGCAGGAUUAUGUCUGCUUGGGUGCCCUGGCUGCACAUGAAACGAGUGUUUGCAUGCAUGCACACUGAGGUGUCCUGCUAGGCUGCUGAAAAAGGAAAGGCUCAGUGUGGUUGUGUUGUUUUUCUGUGGGCAGGUAGCUCCAACGAUCAAGGAAAGACAAUUGCCAGCAAAAACAGAAAAGGCCCCCAAACACAAGAAUCAUAGAAGAUCAUGAUGAAAAUAUUGUUUUUAUUUAGAGGCUGACACACACUCAGAAAUGAGUUGUCCACAGAGAUUUUAAAUUUUCCACAAGGUAAUCUUUGUUUGUAGACCGUCACCCCUCCACAGCCCAGACUCCAGAGUUUAUGCUUUGCUGAAGACAAGAACUCACAUUAUCUUUACAUUACAAUUCAUUUGAAACUCUGCUGCUCACAUCUUCACCCAAACCUAGUCAUGUGACCACAUAACUCAAGUCCUCCAAUACCUUCACCAAGGCAUUCAGUUUUAAACCCUUCUCCUCACUUUCAAAGCCCUCCAUAAUAAGGUCCCCUGCUACCUCACUGACCUGCUCCACCCCUACACUCCCGCGUGCACCCUCUGAUCCUCAAAGCCUUCCCACCCCUGCUUUGAGGACCAAGCUCUAAACCUUGGUGGGCUGGGGCUUUCUCCAUGGCUGCCUCAGGAACACUCUACCCAAACUCAUCCAGGACUGUACUGAUUUAUCAAAAUUCAAAUCCCUCAUCAUGCAGCCGACCCUGCUGCUCCUUUCACUGCUACUUGCUGUCUGCAUGUCAGAGCACCUCAGGGUCAAACAUGCGCAGGAACCUGCACACAAAAGGCUCCACUUUAUGAAAAGACUUCUAAGUCAAGGCCCAAUCAUGCAAUAUUGGUGCCCUUGUGUGUGAACACACAUUGCAAUAAGGUGGGAAGAAAGUGCAUCAUAUACACACACACUCAAACAUGCACAAAGUAACACACAUUGUAUUAACAUAUGUGACAUGUGAUGUGAAUAACCCCCACCCUGAAAUGAAAAUACAGAACAGCCAAUUGUGUGUUGAUGGUCGGUGUGAGAGAAAACACAGAGUAGAUUUGGAUGUUUAAAAGAUUAUGGCUCUAAAACAAAAAUACUGUGAAGCUGCAGACCUCACUGUCAUCCCAGGACGUGGUCAAACCUGUACAACAUCACAUUUUUCAAAGAUAGCCUUUUUUUCUAUCAGGCAUUUGUGCUUGAGUCAGUGACCAAGCUAUGCAGCAUGGCAAAAAAGUUUCAUUUUUAUUGACAUUUAUGCAAAAUUAAGUGUGUUUUUGCAUUUUUUUCACUGUCAAAGUUGAGGUUUGUAAGCCAAGGCUGCUGGGACAGUGGGUCCUCCUGUGUGUUUGUUGUUGAAAAAGGGUCUGAUAUGAAUCUCAACCAGCUGAAUUUGCAAGAUCAGCUUCUCCUGUGUUUGGUUGAUUAGUGUACAAUGUGUUUGAUUCACAUUUGUUGAUCUCUCAGUCAUGGCCUGAGGACUUAGAAGACGACAUCACCAGUAAAUCUCUGAUACUUGCUUAGAUUGGGGUGGAAAUGGUCAAAUUUACAACCAUAGCUCUCUACAGAUGGUUUGCCGAGCUCCAUUCAGAGCCCAUAGCUUAGAGUGUGUCACCUAUAAAAUGCUAACUCUCCAUUGUGCUGUGUUUGGAAUUAUGUCCUCUGGCCUGAGGCUUGAGCUCAAACAUGGUGGCAACCUCAAAAGUCAAUUCAAUCCCACAGAGAUAGACAGGGAUCAGUGUUAACCUCUAGAGUUUAUUCUCCUUGUUAGGGGGAGACGUAAUGAUAUAACCUCCAAGAGUUUAUCACCACGAGCCUUGCAGGGACAGCAGCGGCAGAGAAUCCCUGACUAAACAUUCAGAGUAUGUGUGGCAUCCACAUAGGCGCCUGAGAUACCAGGCACGAGGGCCAGUGAGGGAGAGAGGGAGGGACAGGCGAGAGGAUUUGUGAGAAGAAGGGGGACGCAGGACCGGCUCCACUUAGCAUGUUCUGAGUCAAAGGUUUGCAGGGGGUCAUGAGCUGCAAACUCAUUCAUGAAUAAAACAAAUCAUGUUGUCAGAUCCUUGCCCCAAAGUUUCAGCAAUUAGUUCCUCUGGGAAUAAAUGGAGGGCUUUCUUCGGGCUUAUUCUCCCCGUUUGAGGAGACGCACCGCAUGUUUCAUCACCACUAAAAUUAUCUAAGUGGAGGAUGGGCAGAAAGCAAACCAGAUUUCUAGCCACAGUCCAGGCAUAUUAGCAAUAAAACCCUCUUUCAGGCCCACUGGUUUGUGGCUGGAUAUAGCAUUUUUUUCUUUCAUUGUCUGCUGUGUAAUUCAAUAAAAGAGCAGAAAAUCAUACUUGAUGUUUCCCAGGGCUCUCUGGAUUGUAAAACGAUCCUGUUAAAGAAAAAACUGAAACUCCAGCGAGUCGCUUCUCUGGGCGUAUAAAGACGGGGACAGUGGAGAGCAGGAGUUUAGUGAGACCACAGACAGUGUGACAAGCUGAUUAAAAUGCCCACAGUCUGGUCGGGCUAGACCUCCACUCUCUAUUCACUCGACCAGGCACGUCGUCACGACAACGAAGGACGACAAAGGGCUUUCUCAGGCUAUUGAGUGCGGUGAAAGAGGAGGCGGCCGUGUGCGUAUGUGUGCGUUUGUGUGUAUGUGUGCGUAUGUGUGUGUGUGUGUGACUCCGACAUGUGGCUGUACAAGCAGUAGGUGGUAAUGUAUGCAGACCAUUGGCAAACAAAUGAAUACGCAUGCACGUCCCACUGCCACCUCCCCGGUAUUCUGCCACACAAUGACCCCAGCAGCGCGUCCUCGAUGACGUGAUUCCUCAAACUGGCAUAUGGCCGGGCUCAACUCUAACCGCAAACCGGCCACAGGCGAGCUUCUGGGGCUUCUUUUGUCUUUAAGACCGAAUGUAAAUGACUUUGGCUGUCUAUUCUUUUCUCUUUACUACACUAUUUGCUCUGUAAAUGAAAAGGACAGCUUAAGAGGAUGUAAGAGGAGCUGAAGUUGUGUAAAAAUAUUUGAGUUGUGGGUUUUUCCUUCUACAUUCAAGUAUAAAAGUAACUCAAAUCAACUCUGGUUGGCUUCCAUUAAAGUGUAUUGAGUGCUUCAGAUAUGACUAUUGCUUUGGAUUAUUUAAUGAUCAUUUCAUGUUGUAAUUCGUCUCAAGAAAAUAUUAAAGUUUUAGCAACAAGCCCUCACAAACUCACAGUAAUGUCGAUGUGUCUGUUAACAAUAUCAGACUGCCAGAGAAGCUGCUUCAGUUUGGAUUCCUUGGACGCCAAGCUAUGGGAGUGACAGUCUGACAAUGGACCAACUUUACAUAACUUAAGCACAAAGAACCUUCUUGUCUUUUUUUUCUGCAGAUAAAUUCUAUCAGCGUUGGUUUCACUCAGUCCAAACAACAACAGGACAUUAAAACUCUUCAUCUGAACUGUGAAAACAUCCAUGUGUUCAGGGUACGUCCAUGUUUGUGCCAGGCUGAUUCUAAGUGAAAAAUCUCAGUACUCAGUAAUUUGUCAGAUGACAGCAGUGCAGGCUGUCUAAUACGUUUUGGCACUGCCUGGCUCUCAUCGACUGCCAUCUUUGGAGCUGACAGUAUUAAAGCAGACAGCAGACCUGAGUUCAGCUGCUCUGCCUCAGGCUGUCCUCAGUUUCUUUUAUUCUUCUCUGCUUAUGUUACACUGAAUUUUGUGGCCAUUACGAGGCUCUGUCUGCUAAGUUCACAGACCUGUCAUGCUCCUGCUCUCGCUUUGCUUUGUGAACAAUGACGCAGCCAAAAUGCAAUAGUCAUCUUGACAUGCUGCGCUGGCCUAACAAACUAAAACAACCUCCCUUAUCAGCAUGUUUCAGCCUGGACAUCAUCAAACUGCACUUUGAGAGGCAUCGCCUAACCCUAAGUGCGUGUUAUGGUUCAUGCUGCGUCAUCCAUUUCUCCUUUUUCUCACGUUUUCUCUCAGUAUACUCGACUGACUGACUCUCCUCAGGGAGGCCAGAGAGCUGAGGUCUGUAAUUGUGGCUGGAGAUUUUGGCUGCUCUCUGUGCUGUUGUGUUCAAGUCCUGUCAGCAGAGCCUAUUUCUAAAGAUCUGUCCCACAGCCUGCUCCAAAAAGAAGUGCAUUCUCACUAUUAUUAUCUUUAUUUUGCAUAUGGUGCUGUUUAAGCGUCAGUUCACUGUGCUCUAUUUGAGGUGACUUGGCUGUAAGGACCAUAUAUGUCCAUCAAACUAUAUUCAAACAUACAUUUUGGGAUUUAUAACAUACUUGGACUAUAUUUUACUGCACUGCAGGGGCUCCUGGGUCCCACAGCCGUCAGCCGAGCCUGGUUAAAAAGCUAAAUUAGGCCUCAGCUGCUAUUGUCAAUCAUUCCCAUUCUCUUUCUCAUAGUACGAUUAGGCCCCGCCCCCUGCUUCCUCUUGACUGCUCUUUGAUCCUUUAGCCUGUUGCAUGUUGAAGGGUAACAGCUCCAUCAGUUCCAGUCUGUCAUAUUUCCAUGACACCACCAGUCUCCCUUCUCUGUCACCUAGUCAGGGUCAAAGGUCAAAAGUGCUGUCGAAGGCUCAGAGAACCAGUGGCACCUGAUGAAGGCAGUUUCUCUGCUAAACGUCUGUCUCAUUACUGAUGUUCGUCCAUUUAAAGUUACUUUUUUAUUACACUUUAUCUUGUAUUUCAGUUUAACACCACUCUGCUGUGUCUGGCCCUGUUGUCUGUGAUCUUCUGUUGCUUUUGUAUUUUUUUUUUUAUGAAUUGUGAAGAAGAGGUUAGUAAAAAGAAAUCAAACAAUAAACCUCAUCAGUCUUACAGUGGGGGUCUGGAUGUGCGUGUCAUGUUGUACCAAUCAGCUAAGCUAACACCUGCUUUUCCCAGGGAGAGCGUUUACUGUCUGCAGGCUGAAAAGAUCCUGUCAUAAACCGGGCUGAAGGAGUGUGAGUGUGAGUGCACAUGAAAAAGUGUGUUGUGUCUCCGCACUUCUGUAGAUAUGUGUGUGUGCGUGGACUCUCUUUCCAAGGGAAGUGGCUUUUAUCCUGUGUCCGUUCAGAGCAGCCACUCGGUCAGAGAGACGUGAAAGGGACACUAUUCCCUCCAUCAGCAGACAGAGAGUCCCUUCAGCCCACCGGAGGGGCCCACAGAGGGACCCUCUGUGUCUGUGUGUGAACUGAGAGGAGAGAGAUGGCCAUUGACCCCUUGGAAGGCGACGGAAAUGGAGACAAGCCAAGCAUGUGUACAUCUGCCUCUCAUAAUAUUAGGGCUUUCACUGAUCUAACCUUCUAUGUGGGGACAGACAACCAGCAACACCACUGUAUGUGGACUAACUGCUACUACGUAUGGAUUUGGAGCUUGUUUGUUGUGUUUGGUUGUGGAUUUUAUGCAUUCGGUUGGUUUGCAUACACAGGAGCUUGUUUAUUGGAGAUUGGCCACCAGUUGACCGGGUUAAUCCCAGCCUGGGUUUGUUUGUGUAAUGCAAAACUUUGCUUACUCUUUUCUCUGCACCAGAUUUGAUUAAUUUCAUGAUUUACUUGCAUGCUCCUUACAAAGGCAUCAGUAAAGACUUUGAUUCACAAAAAGACCUUUGCAAAUAGGACAAAGAGUUUGCACCCCAAACUCUUUUGCAAAAGAUAAAGUGUCAGUGAGUAUGAUGUUUGUGGGUAGGCCUCUUAAAACAAGCCGUUAUGCAUUAACUUUUGGUGCAAUUGAAAGGUUUACAUGCAAAUGAACCUUAGAGCAAAAAGCCUCCAGUUAGCAAACACUUAUAGCUUAUAGCCAGAUGCUUUUGGAUUUACUUUCCAGCGGUCUGGGCAACUAUUCUGCCAGUGCAUAAUCUAAAAAUAAACUUUCUAUAAAUGCAGUCUGUUUGUAUUUUACCCUCUACUUCAAUGAUGAUGGAGUCUGUCUUCGAUUUCUUUUUUCGUCUUUUUUUCAAACAGUCCCAUCCAUCUUUUAUAUUUGUAGGAGAACAGCACAGACACUAAAGUCUGUAUUUUAAGGCUGCUGAAAGAGAGGGCUCUCUACUUAACUUCAUCCGUGUUAUAAGCAGCACUCAAACACAUUUAUAUCUCUCCACCUCGUCCGUAUGAAUCAAACUCAAGUGUUUACUGGCAACCACUGCAGCCUGCUCUGUGUCUCCUCACUGGCCUCAAUGCCUGACACUCUUCCUCUCUUUCUACUGUACUCUCUGGAUAGGAUCCACUGAAGCUACUGUUGCACAGUCUGGGGGCCCCGGGGGUGAGACGCUGGCCAACUUACCAGAACAUAACAAUACAAGGCAGUACUCCGUGGCUCCAGGCCCCAAGUCCCCCACUGUCCCUGCUGCUGCUGACCCCACAUAUUUUAUGGGGUCUUAGGCGUUCAGUGGGCUGUCACGGCUCAUUAGGAGGUUUAAAAAUGAACUUGCACAGCAGAAUCUCUUGGUGAUUAAUACUUACAGACAAAGAGAGGAGACGAGUCAGAUAGGAACAGUUGGAGCAGAAGUUCACUGAUGAGACCUCAUUCUGGGAAGUUUAUAGGGGUCUAUAAAUACACUUGUUAGCACACAUAAACACACAUUAUACAAUAGGCCAUCCCCCUAACACCAUUAUCCUUGCCGUCAUUUGACAGCUGACUUGCUCUGUGUCGCUAAAUCUUAAGUAGUUAAAUGGCAGGAUGUAAACUUUUAUAGGAUAUUCAGUCUUCAUUUUUUACAAGGUUAACCUGGAGCUUUAUCAUCUGCAGACGUCUCCUCUCCUCACCACGACAAACAUUACAAGUCAUUAGCAGGUGAAAAAACUGAAUAAAUAACUUUCAAGUUAAAGGUAGGGGAUGCAGUCUUUAAAACACUCAUAUUUUGUUUUAUCUGCUCAAUAUCCCUUCUAUCUCUAAAAGCUGGGAGCUGAAAUCUAAGCUGUUGCCAACUAAAAACUUUCAUCUGGGACCAGCCAGAGAUUAAGGUGUGUUAGAUAUAAAACAGAAGACUGGGGUUGCCAGAUAUUCUUGGGACUUACCAGUACUCCAACACUGACAACUUCGCUUUUUACAAAAAGUCAUUUUGGAUUCUGUUUAACACUUUAGCUCUCCUGUUUAGUGUAAUUCACUGUUGUUUUUGUGCCUAUACGUACAAGCUGGUGUUUUACCUGUUGUGUCUUAUUGAGUUUAGUGCAUGCUGCUCAAGAGGACUCCAACACAACCAAACACACACACUCACACUCACAACCAUAUUGAGAAAAUCACUUAUUUUCAUUUAUUUGGACUCAUUUGCAUGUGAGUAUUUACUCCGUGGUUGCUUUUUGACCCCUUCUUCCCUCCUUGUCCAAUCCAGUUGACAGUCAAAUGGUCCAGCAGAGGUUAUUUAUAGGUUGUUGGGACUGUGCUCCAUGGCCGAGCAUGCUGCAUUCCAGACACACAACUGAUGAACUCUGGAGAUUGUUGAAGGAGAGCAUGAGAGUAACCGCCCCUCUGCUCCUCUGAAGGGUGGCGCUGCUGUUUGUUUUACUACCAAACACUCCCACAGCAGUUAAUGUUGAUGUUUCACUUUCAGUGGACUGUGAGCCAGAUGCAGUGAGCACAGAUGGACAUCUACAACUUAAGAUUAAUGCGUUUGCAUUUGCUAAAAGCUGUAAAGGCCUCACAGUGAGCUGGUUGAUUUAUGCUACAGAAGAUUCACAAACACUCAAUGAAAUGGGUGAUAAUACAAAGAGAUGUCGUUUUAAAAGUAGUUAUUAGGUUGAUGAAUGAAUAAAAACAUGCUGCUUAGCUCUAAUGGGUCUCAGAUGUCAGGGAAGUUUCUAAAUUGGACUUCCCCUCCUUCUGGAUUUCUCAUGGUCUUCCCAUCCAUCUCCACUCGGUCCCAAACCGCAGUCAUUCAGUCUGAUCUCAUGGUGGCUCUGAGGGAGCCAUCAUUUCUGCUUUAAAAGAGGAAGUUCCCAUGGCAAUGGGGUCACCCUAAGCUAUAAAUAUGUGGACUGCGUCAUGUUGGCCGGUCAAAGAGCAGGUGAGGACACUGGUUCAGAGCAGCAGGGAACAUCGGUUCAAAAGUAGAAGGCAGAGAAUGUUUAAAAAUUGAUCAAUGCAGGAUCUUGAUGAACUUAUUGAAAAUGUUCUUGUGCAUUUCAAAGCCACCAUGUUUCAGCAUGGUUGCUGCUUCAACUUUAUAGUGUCUGGCCAGUUUGCCCUCAGUGGCUGUGUUUCUGCCUCUGCAACUAGAAGAUAUCAAGGCUCAGCAGUGAAGACCGAACAUUCACCCCAAACAUUUAUCCCAAAUCAAACAACAAAGAAAACAAAACAAGGGAGAUAAAAGGGACCAGAGACUCCUGCCAAAAUGAACAAAAGAUGCAAGGUGCUGGGACAACCACAGAAAGGCUCAUCGCUCUCAGCACCUCCCCCAAAACUUUAAACUAACCUGAGGAAAUAUACAUACAACAUAGAAGACAACAAAAUAAAUCCAACAAUCCAAAAAGUGUUGGGAAAAGGAGCCAACUGAAAGUAAGGAAGUAAAAACAAACACUCCUCACCACAUGCUGCUGAAGGUGUGUGUGUGUGUGCCAGAAAGAGCUUCGAAAUUAACCAUCCCUCUUCAUCACCUCCUUUGUCCUGAUUGCCAAUAAUGCUCAGUCAUGCUGCAGGCAGAGGAAGGAUGGAAACCAGAUACAGAAAGAGAGACCUGAGACAGGUGUCACAGGCUUAUGUGAGGAAUUUUAUCCUCCAUUUUUGAUUGAGUUAGCUGACUUAAUGACUCUUCUCCACGUGUCUUUCUGCUUUCUUUUACUCAGUGUGGUAUUUUUGUUAAAGCUCAACACUUCAGUCUACUUAUCAACAAGUCAACUGACACAAAAGUGGUCAACAGUGAUUACAACUCUGAACAUUAUAUAAGUGUUAAUGUCAAUCAUGGUCCCAACCUCCAAAAAUUAGGGAUUUAUGGAAUUUCUUUGGCAAAUGGAGUCUAAAAGUUGUCAGAAAGUGUCAUUUUUGGUUGAAUGAAAUGCUUUUUUGCUGGUUCUUGAUACUUUUUGGGUUUAAAACAGACUGUUUAAAACACUGGCAUGGCCUUUAUGACUCCUGCUGAUUCCUGAAGCAGUUUUGAAGUUGAUUAAUGGCCAUGAGCACACUGGAAAUGCUGACUCAACCUCACCUGUCUUAGCAAGAGAUAAGGAGGAAGCUAAAUGUAAUUGUUAUUUUAAAAAAAAAUGUUUUGUGUGUUUGAAUAUAGGAAAGAGCUGUUGGAUUUAAAACAUUUUUUUAGGCUGUAAACAUGAUAAAGUAAGCUGUGAAGAUUGGGCUUUUUUGAACGGGUGUGUAUGAGGCUUCCAGUGCUUUUGGAUCCAGCCCCAGUGGAUGUUCAAGGAUCUGCAGUUUUUGAAAUGGAGAGGUGCAUAAAAGUAAACACUCGCAUGUAUGAUUCUGACAUUUUACAGUUUUGCCAGUUUGAACUUCAAUGGCAAAGAAUCUGCUCUGGAAUCUGGUCUCAAAAAUGUGUUUUUAACCUCCCCAAAAUUUUGGAAAAGCCAAAAUACAUCAACAGUUUUCUUUACACUGAAUAUGUUUCUGUGUGGACAGCCUCUCAGUCUGUUUCAUAACCAGCUAAAAUCUCUUCACAAAGGCUUUAAGAUGAUGACAGCGUUAAAUGAUAUGUAGGUGUCCAUUAGGAAAGUUGAAUAAUUCAUCAUCCUGAGGUACACAUUUAAACCUUUACAUUAUGUCAAACACUAUCUAGAGAGUUUGAGUAAUAUUUUACCCUGGACCUCAUCAAGGAUCAAUCUCACGUACUGAUCCACCAACAUUUCCAUUCCUAAAGAAAAGUACAGCUCAGAUAACCACACUGGGCUUGAUCUGAGAGCUCUUUUCAGAUUUGAUUCAAUAAAACAUGAAGCUGAAAGAAUUGGUUUGUUUUAUAUUCAUUUUUCAUAAAGAAUAUCCCUCCCCAGCCUCAGAGGAGUGUGUGGAUUUCCAGCCCUGUUUAACAGACUGUAAUGGCCACUCCUGUUGACAUUCACCCACAUUCAUACACGUCCGACUCAAAUCCUCCGACAGUGGGCGGGGGGUUAUUACUUAUUAUACUUCUUAUUCUACUCAUGAAUAAGUAAAGAGGGGGUCCGAGCCUUAGUCACUUGCCAGACAAGGGCGAAGACGUAUGCACCUGCUCCUGGAUGGCCCCUGGUCAAACGCAGAAACACACACAUCCACACACCCACACAAAGAUUUCCGGCCUCCUCCCUUUCUUCCCCCUCGUCUUUGUCCCGUUUGAAGCCCCAGGGCGUCUACAGUUAGGUGAGAUGGCGCUGCAUGUCUAAUGUCAGGGAAGUCUAUUCACACAGUGAGCUAAUGAUGCAAAAUAUUGCAAUUUUUAAUACCACACUCUGAAAGGGACACAUGGUUGCUUUCCCUGCACUUUUUAUGUCUUUAUUAUUCAGAGCAUUAGUGCGGGAACAAUGCUUCCCAGAGCUUAAUUUAAACAGAAACCCUGCGUUAUUUUCUGCUCAGAGCUCUGAUGAAUCCCAAAUCUAAAGCUCCUUCUGUACAUUGCCACAAAGGAGUUACUUUUAUUCCUAUGUGACCUUCCUUACCGGGGUCAGGGAAAGGUCUGAGGAAACCUGCUCAAUAAUUAAAGGGGUUUUAUCUCUAAUGCAAAGGCUCUCUGUGUCCACAAACCACUCUGCUGGAGGUGUUGAGUGACGGCUGUGGAAAUGGGAAAUGAGAGUUGAUGUUUCGAUUGCUCCGGUUGUAAAAGAUACCGCAGGUCUGUUGUUUUUAUUCCAGUGAGUACACACUGCGUAGUGGUGGGGUUAUAACACUGUGUGAGUAAUCAUAAGCUUGACGGUGUGAGGUUUUUGAUGAAUAAAACAAGACAAGAGUCACUCUGAGAUUUGCUUCUGCCAAUCUGAGUCACAUCUCCCUGUCCUCUGUGUUUACAGAUGAAUAAUCCUCUUUGUUGCUGACAAUCUCAGACAGACAGGAAAGGAAUGGGACAUGAUUCCAGGUGAAGAGGCGGAGGAAUACUUCAGCAUAACAAAGAACAUAGAUGGUAAGAAUUCAAUCAAACUAUUUCUACAUCUCAUAAUCUCUAAAACCAAUUAGGAAUGAGUUUGUCUCUCAACCCUAUUUCAGGCACUCUGCCCUUGAGUGUAUUUUUCUCUGAGGAUGAAAAUCUUAAAACAGUAGACUGAAUCUACAAACCCAAUUCUGAAAAAGUUGGGACCCUCUGUGAAACCUUAAUAAAACCAAAAUUUAAUGGUUUGCAAAUCAUUUGAAGUCGAUGUGUAAUUGACAAGAGUGCAAAGGAGAAUAUAUUUAAUGCUAGAACUGAAACAUUUUAUUGUGUUAUGAGAGUGUACUCAUUUUGAAUUGAAUACAAUUGGGAAAGUGACAUGUUUACUGUUGUGUUGCAUCACCUUUCAUUUUCACAACACUGUCAAAACAACAAGCUGGGUAGCACCGCUUUUGGACCUGCUGUCCAUGAUUUAAAAAAAAAAAAGCAAGCAAACAAUGAUUCAUGAGACCACAAGACAGUAUUCUAUUUUGCUUCAGUCCAUCUAAAAUGAGCCCAGGUGCAGAAAAGUUAAAAAGUCACGUUUUUAUCUGUGCUUCCUGAGGGCCGAAAGAUCACUUCCAUCCAGUCUUAAUUUUGGUCCUUAUCCCCUUUGUGAAGACAUUUUUUUCCAAAUUCUCUGAAUCUUUAAUGAUAUUAUGUUCUGGAAAUGAUGAAAUUCGCAAAUUCUUUCAGUUUUAUGCCAAAGAACAUUAUCCUGAAAUUAUUGUACAAUUGCAUGCAUAGUCUCCCACAGACUGGUAAAUCUCUUUUCAACCUGUGUUUCAGCCUUUUUAACCUUUAUCUCUUGGCUUCUUACAUAUACUCCAGUGUAGAGUAGAAUAGCCUUGAACUCAGGUCGUCAAUGUUUUACUAUUUUUAACAUCUGCGUCUUCAGUCCUCUAAUCCUGCCACCGUGUCUCUCCUCAGAAUAUUUGCCAUGCUACAUGGGAAGGCACUGAAAUCCACCCUGCUCUUCCUCCUCAUACACAUCAUCGUUGUUACUGCCCAUGGUCGCUCUUAUCCUCGUUUUACCCGAAAUGACACUGAAUUCCAGCACCUGGUGCUCCACCCAGACCCCUCACUGGGCACAGUGUACCUUGGGGCCAGGGACCACCUCUUUCAGCUGGAUGGGUCAGAUGGACUUCGGCUGGAGCAGGAGGAAAGGACCGGUCCUGUGAGUGACAGCAAAGAGUGCCUUCCACCAGUCAAUGAGUUUAAUUGUCCCCAGGCCAGGAGAACCAGUAAUCACAACAAGCUACUGCUGGUGGACCCAAAGGCAUUAGAGCUGAUCACCUGUGGCAGUAUUCACCAGGGCACCUGCCAGAAACGCAGCCUUGCAUCCAUCAAGAAGCUUCUCUUCGCCACAGAAAGGCCUGUAGAUACGCAAUAUGUGGCUGCCAAUGAUCCAGCAGUGUCAACUGUGGGGCUGGUGGUGGGGCUCCGUGGCGGUGAAAGGACAGUGAUGUAUGUAGGAAGGGGCUAUACUGCCAGCCAUCCACCUAUCUCCACUCGCCACCUUUCAUCAGAGCCUGUCUUCUCCUAUGAGGAGACCGCUAAGCUUGCUGUGGCUGGGCGUUUGUCAGAGUAUGACCACCACUUUGUGAAGGCAUUCACAAGACGCUCAUAUGUCUACUUCUUGUUUUACCGCCGUGACAUCAAGUCAACAUCCAGGGAGUAUCGGACCUAUGCUGCCAGAGUGUGCCUAGAUGACACUUCCUAUUAUUCCUAUGUUGAAGUUCCUCUUGUCUGCAGAUCCCCUUCCUCCCCAUCCAAGACUUUCAAUCUGCUCCAGGCUGCCCAGGUACUUUUCAUUUCAUUUGAGUUAUUUAGAUACUGACACUAGUAUCUAUUUCAUAAGUAUUGUGUACUUUUUAUUAUCUGGGGAAAGUUAUGUGACAGUUUGAGGUCCUGUAGAGAAAUCUGAAACCCAAACUGGAAUCCUGUGCUUAUAGGAUUGUACCACCUCCUUAACAAUUGAUUUGAAUCCCAAAAGCCUUUUUCUUACAAAACCGUGACGGCCACCUGGCUACUUUGCAUUUUAUUUGCAUGAUGUAGACACUGGAUUCAGUUGUUCAUGAGUAUUGCAUUACUCUUUUCUACUUCUAGUGAGGGUUAUGUUAUAGUUUAAGGUCCUGCAGAGUGUUCUGAACACACAAAAUGAAGUCCUGGCAUACAAGACUGUAUCACCUGCGUAACAGUUGACUUUACUCUUCAACACUUUUCUUUUUUUAAAUGAUAAUCAAGGCUGUCCCAGUUCUUUACAUUGGUCAUAUUGAUACUGACACUGUAUCUUCAAGAGGUUCUACAUCAGCUUAAAAUGAAUGCUUUGGCAAGUAUGACAAACAUGGUCCAGAUCUGGUCUACAGUGAUUCAACAACAAGACCAUCAUAAACUGUUGUAUCAGAAACACUUUUUGCCUUAAAAGUAUAAAGGUGGUGACUUUUUAAAAAAUUAAGUAAAUUUCUUGUUUGUCUGUUUUAAGGUAGACCAUAUUGCUUAUAGCUGUUUAGGUGAUGCUAUUGUUAAACUUCUUCAAGACUUUCCCACGGCUUUGUUACAACAGGUGGGUCAAGGUUUAGAUCAGGACGGUGAAGACCUGCUGGGAGUCUUCUCCACCCGCAUGGGCUCAGCCAACAACAAUCCCUUGGACGCCUCGGCUCUGUGUGUUUACCCGCUGGAUGAGCUUGACAGACACAUCGACUCCACCCGUGACCUGUGCUACACCCAGGAUGGACAGAUGGAGGGGAGAGAAGUGGCCUACAUAGAGUACGAGGUGAAAUCCAGCUGUGCUAACCUGCCCAUGGUAAGUACACAACAAGUUUUUUGUCUUGAUACAGCAACUCUGACAUUAUUUUGAUGCUUACAAUUCCUUUAAUGGAGGAAAACAAAAUAUUAAAGAGGUAGGAACUUCUUGAACAACAGUUUUGUAAACAUUAUUCUCUUAGAGACUCAAAUUACCGUUCCUCAUGGUUCGAAAACAUCUUGGUAAAUUGAGUCAGUUGGUUUCACAGAAGGACAAAAUACAGUGGAGAACAGUAACAGAGGAUAAGUGGCUUGUUUGCAUUGAGAUUAAGUGACAGAAAGGGACAAUGGCAGGCAUGUCUUAUAAUGAGGCUCUCACUGAAAAUCUCCCAGAUGCCCCAAGAGAAGCUUCACCCAGCUGCAGCCCUGCAGUGACCCACUCUGCAGCCCUGCAGCCACUCCGGUCCUGCCAGCCCUCAGAACCAUUUAAUAGGAUAGUUAGGGAUCAAUAAACCAAACUAACUCCGGAUCAGCUGGACCUUUGCUUAAUGAGCACUGACAAGGAGUUCUUUUGAAACCCACUGACAUAAGAGGAAAGAGAGUAGAGAUGGAGAGGGCUGGAUACAUGGAGAGAGAAAGACAAGCAUGUGAAGUGACAGGGACAGAGAAUAAAAUAAUAUCUAGAGAAGGAAGAAGAGAUGCUGAUUGCUGCUGCUACUUCCUUCUUUAGGGCCAAUUAUCCGCAGACAGAGCUCAAAGACUUACUGGCAAGCAGGAUUUGGAGUAGUUGUUUUGCCAAACCAAAGGAAGGACUUGGCUGUGUGUUUUUGUGGGUCUGCUUUUAUCUAUGGUGCAAUCCUCUUAUGGUGAUUUAAAAGGACUCACAGGCUCUGAGGCAAUCGUUCGCAAGAAUGGAAGACUAAUUGAAGAGACAUGAAAGAGCAUUUGUUGGUUUGAAUCCAAAGUAUCAGAUUUUUUCAAGAUUUUUUGAAGAAUAAUCAAGAUAAAGUUAAAAAGUUUUGUCAUGCAAAAUGAUUAAGAUGCAUUUAUAGUAUGGAUAUGAAUGACUCAGUCUGAUUCCUCUGUCGCAAGGUCAUUGUUCACAUGGUCCCUGUGUCAGGUUAGGCAUCCACAGAGACAUAUAUUUGUGUGGUUACAUAGACAGACUAAACAGUGGUACCCAACCAUUCAUUACGGCUGACAUGAUUGCAUUGUAUAGAAAAGGGGGCUGGGCUGGAUGACACUUUGAAAUGCAAAUGCUCAACAUCCUACGUCUGCUAAAUCUUGCUAUAACAGGGCUUUUAGCAUGCAGUCUGGCCUUGAUAUCAGAUGUUAGCAUUUCCAAUCUGGCACCACGCAUUGUAAAGCUUUAAAAUAACAGGUGACAUGACAGCAAAACUGGUUUUAUAUCAGCGUUAAAAUCCUGAAGAUGGACUGUAAAAGUGUGUAAAAAAAAUAUGCCAGUUUAGUGUUAACACAGGGACAAACUAGUUGACCAAUCUCUCUGUUGUUGUUUGCCACAGAACACCCUGAAGGCAUAUCCCUGCGGCUCCGACCACACGCCCAGUCCGAUGGCGAGCCGCGCACCGCUGGAAGCCAAAGCCGUGUGGCAGACCUCAGCGGCUCGUCUCACUGCGGUGGCAGUCAGCGUCAGAGAUGGACACAGCAUCGCCUUCCUGGGAGACUCCAAAGGGACCUUACACAAGGUAGCUCCAGUCCUGUAUGCUCUUAUGUUUGUGCUAGUUUCUUUAAGCCCUUUAACCUGCCCCAACAUGCACCAGGUGGGAAGAAGGGAAACGCCCAGGACACAUCAGCGGUAAAUCCCAGAACUGUGAAUCAUGGAAUUAUUUGAACCAUUAAGCAACAUCCUAUGACGGCAGUGUCCUGAUUUUCAAACCGAAGGCAAUCACACCACCAGGGCUUUCUUAACACCCUGAUCCCUGCAGCCCUGCCCGUGUCUGUUUCUGCCUGCUCCUUCUAAGGAUGUCUGUGAAUCAUUUUCCAGGGAAGCAAACACACCUUACACAGAGUCUGUGCCAGUUCCCACAAUCCUUUAAGAUAACUAUUUAGCCACAGCCGGACAGAUUCCAGUCAUUUCUGCUCUCACAGUUUCCAACAUACACAGACUAGCAUACCAGCAUGAUCCCAUGGCUGAUGCAUCUACAGACUGCAGUGUGGGAUUGUUGGAGAGUAAGCUGUAUUAUUUUUAGAUAAUAUUUAAAAAAGGUUCUAUUUUUUUUUGAAGGCUGGUUUAGUUCCCAGAGUGGACUCUUUAAUUUGGGUCUUAUAUUGUCUGUUAAACAUAAAGUUCUGCUUUUUAUUGUCCAAAACCUGCCGUGUGUCCCGCCCUUUAGAAAAACAUCAACACAGAUCUGAUACAUACGUCCUGGGAUUCAGAUAAGAGAAAUGUAGACAUAACUCUGGUCUGAGGUAGUCAAGAAGUUCCUUAUCGUCUAGCAGGUCUAUUUUGUUGAACACAUAUGUGUGUGUGAGUGUUUAUGAUGUGUGUAUAAGAGAGAGCGAGACUUGGAGUCAGACAUGUCACUGUUAGGUAGGAGAUCAAAGCAGCACUCCAUGUUGCCAUCUGAAGUGAGCUAUUGUAACAGGAUUAUCGUAUCACAGCAGGACGAAUUCCACAGAAUCCAGAUACAGGACUGUGUGUGUUUGUGUGUGUGCGUGCGCGUGCGUGCAUGUGUGAUGGCUCCUUUCAAACCAGUGUGUUUGGGAUGGACAGUCAAACAGAGGACAAAGUGUCAUGCACUUGACUUGAACUUUCUUGAAAACACGUUUUACACUUUCUUAGAAGUCUCAUGGUGAGACACCACGCUUCACCUCGCUCCUGUCAUCCUGUUUGAUGUGAAGCGACGCCUGUAAAAUCCUUAACUUAGCUCAACUUUGUACAAGCUCUAAUGAAAGGACGAUAAAAAAGACAUCAGAACAAAGGCAAUUAAUUAACAUGUUAUUCAAUUUCCACUGGGUGGCACCAGCUGUGUGGGAGUUCAUACUUAGCCUUGUAAAUGAAGUUAAUGCGCAAAUAGUUUUUGGGGAGAUCACCGACUGAAAUAGUUUCAAUGUUUGCAUAAUAUAUAUCUUAAAUCCAAGCCACACUUGUUGUCCACUACAGAUUACAUCAAUUCAGAUAAUAUCAACACUGAUUGUUUUCCAUAGGUGGAGAUCUCAAGUACAGCUCUAGGAAAAGCUAUGGCCAUAGUAAUUUUACACUAUGCAUUCAUAUAACCUUAUUAUAAUGCUUUGUCAUAUUACAUCCCUUCCCAUGUUAAUGGCAGUUAUUUUCAGCUGUUAAGAAGCAGUCAAGCACAAGAGUUUACCCUUAAACCAUCACUUCAUAAGGUGAAAAGCUUUUCUCUGAUUGGCUACUGAAGUGCAAACGUCAUAUCUGUGAUAAUAAUUUAGUUAGUUUGGAUGUGACAGGCUUACACCAACCAAACAGAGGUGGAACUUACGUUACAGCUUAACUAGUUUCAAAGUGGGGUUUAGUUUGCACUCUACACCCCUUUACUUUAAAAUCAUGUAAGGACCUGAUUUGCAAACAAGACUGCGUUGAAAAUCAAGACAUGCAGGACCAGAUUAACUCUGUACUUUGACCUCUCUCUCCUGGGAUCUCUCUGCCAAGUUGCUCCAAAGAGUUGUGUUUUCCUAAAGUAUACUUUAUUUGCUGAAGUGCACUUGCUAGAAAUGAGGUGUGUUGGUUUUUUGUGUGCAGAGUAAAACAAAGAAAUACUUUUCAGUCCAGGCAAAGUUAAACUGUUAGUUUUUACUGUCUGUUUUUGGCUUUAGUGUGGACAAUGUUAUCAAAACUAAGUUAUUAAGUGUGGACUGGGUGUUUUGAACACAACUACUUCUCUGAAUCUAUGUUGUGAUCAGUACUGCACAUGUGCAAUGUCAGAUAAAGCUAGAACUAAAGUUAAAUGGCUCACUUGCAAACUGCUUUUAUGAGCAAUGCAUGUGCUGUUCAUUUUUUCAUGUACUAGAGUCAUCUGCGCUGGUUGGAUUGGGACCACUGGAAGAUUUGGCCUCCCAAUGGAGUAGCCCUGUCCUUAAGCGUCCUAAAGCACAUUAUAUAAUUUUGAACACUCUGCAAAACUCCCAGUACAGUGAUUGAGUUCACAGAAAGAAACAAAAGACACAACAAAUGAAAGAGAAGAGGGUACCAAACACAUAACUAGUCUGCCUUAAAUCAGUAACAUCCAACAGCUUGAAUAUGAGAUUGAUAAACAUGUGAAAUAAGAACAAAUAGUAAGGAGGAAAUAGACCACAUCAGUUUCUCCAGAACUCUGGUACAUGUUAUAGUCACAUGACUGAUUGAGAAGGGUUUUUUAUAGGUCUCUGACAGCCAGCUGACUCUGGAUCAUUUUCUGUUUUUCUGUUUCCUUUCAGAUAAUUCAAUUGUUGCCACUUUGUGACGGCAAAUUGAACAGACUGACAUAAAACAUGCUUCCUUUAUGGUUUCCUUUUACUGCUCUGUAACAUGUUUGUGAGGGUACUGUGUUUGCAACUAUACUGAUAACAUUUCAGUUACAGGCAUUAGCUUUGUGACGUAGUACCACUGCAGACUUUAGAAACUAUUAUGGAGACUAACACAGAAAUAGAGUCUGAAGGAUAAGGAUGGUAAUUUUACUGUCUGAAGAGUUUGACAAACUUUUAACUUUUGACUUUGAUUUAGCUGCACUAUCAUCCUACUUUCAGGCUUUUGGUUACACUAAUCUCUCCAUCCAAAUGGACAGGCAUCAAUAAGUGACGGGCCUUUAACUAUUUCCAAAGCUGAAAAAUAUAUGAUUGUUUUUAUAUUGUGGUGGUUAGGGGUGUCCCGAUAAGAUAUUGAUAUGAGAUAUCAGUCCGAUAUCAGCAAAAAUUCGAAUAUCUGAUUAUAUCGGCCUGCAUCUUAAAUCUCCAAUAUCAACACUCUGAUACAAGCAGUCCCUUCCAGACUCCACUCCAGCGCCUCUAUCUAGCAGCACCCUGAUCCAGCAUGUAGAGCCCAUGUAAUUACAACAACAGUGUGUACUAAUGUACUAGCAAAGUACCAAGGAGUAGGAGUGAUGUCGGCUGUGUGGCAGUAUUUUUCAUUAAAGUUCAAAAAAGUCAUUGCAGAUGAGUGAGAAACUUUUCAUGCCAAUUUUGUGCCAAUAUCGGGUCAAAAUCGAUAUCGGCCAAUAUUGAAGGCUACAUUAUCGUUAUCGUAUCAGAGGUAAAAAAAGUUGUAUUGGGACACCCCUAGUGGUGGUACAUAUGGUGGUAAAAUUUGCAGCAUGUAUAACCAGAUAAUUCGAUUAAGAUCUGGCCUCUUUUUGCAUGGGGACCUUGCCAGGAUAAGAGACUUGGCAUUUAAUUGGGACCUGUGUUAAAUUAAAGACGUUAAUAUCUUGCUCCUCAAAGUGUUGAAAAUGACCCUCCAGGUCAGAGUGAACCUGAUGAAAUACUCACUGCAUUUAUAAUCUGAUAAUUUAUCCAGUUUACUUAAUCUAUUGUACAGUUAAGAUGUUGCAGUUUCAAUAUGAAAGCACCCUCCUUAAAUAUUGUGACAUGCACACAGGAUAGACUGCAUUAAUAUUGGAGUUUCAGAGCAUUACAGAGCAUCUCUCCAUGCUUUAAUGUGUUGAGUGCAUCUUCUUAAUGGGACAACAGAUUCUCAAUUCUGCUCAAGUGAGAGGCUGACAGAGAGAGGCAUGAAAACCUCUGCUAAUCUCAUUAACAGGAGGUAACAUGAGAGUUUGAAGGCCUGGGAAUCACUUAAGCCAGAGGUGUCUUCCUGCGCUGUGGAUUAGAUUUGACUCUUUCAUAAUCACAUUCAUGGCCACUUCUGCUGCGAUCCUGCACAAGACUGAUGUGAUUAGCGUCUGAGUCGUAGGCUGAAGAUAUUCUGUCCGAUCCUUUCCCCUUUUUACGGCUCUGUAUUUUUAUCCUGCAGUGCUGAAAACCUUCCACUUUUCUUUCAUAAGAGGAGCGCUUUUAACUCUACUCUGUUUCACGCCAUGAUUAAAAAAGUGUUCUGCUUUUUCUGAUGUGUUUCUUUAGGUUUAUCUGGGCCAGGAGGGUCGAGUGGAGGUCUACGCAAACAUGACGAUCCAGCCCAACUUGCCCAUCAACAGUGACCUUUUACUGGACCAGAGCGGAGCAAACAUCUACAUCAUGACCAAAACGAUUGUAAGUUCAGAGAGGAAGAAAUGUUAAUGAGUCACAAGUAGGAACUUCAAUUCCUUUUAACCUCAAAAACUAUUUUAAAAUUGUUUUAAAAAGUACCUAAAAGAAGAGAAGAAGCCUGGAAAGUUAGAAAGUAUAAAUGUUCGACUGAUUAGUAACCAAAGAGGCACAAGCUCUCACAUCGUUUUUGGAUUCAGAAUAAAUCUUGGAUGUCAGUUUUUAGAAGUGCCUAACUGUCUCAUCAAGAACUACUGCUGCUAGCUCGCUAGCAGUCUGCUUCGUCUCCUUUGUCUGUCUUCUGUUUUAGGACAUAAGACAUAAAAGGUAAACACAUGAAAAGUUAAGGAUCACAAUCAGGGAUUACAGGAACUAUUUGUCCUUCUAGGCCACUGUUGCUUCUGCAAUUUUACCAGCGGGUAAAUAGGGGUUAGCAAGGGAAUGUUUCAGUCCAGAAUCUAACCCCUACAUACUGCUAAAUAUCCCCAUUUCUACACACUUUACCUUUAAUGUUAUGCAACCAAAUCAAUUCUUCCAUAAUCCCACUGGUAUAUACGUAUGCUUUUGUCAUUAAUGGUUAUGUUUCAAUAAGUUUAUUAAGCUUCAUAGGCAUUUGAUUUGAUUUGAGAGCUACAGAAGAUUCAAACACUACAAAUGUUUGACUGUUUUAGCGCUGCAUGAUUCCAGAGGGAAAAAAAACCCCACAGUAUCCAUGGAGUGAGAUAAUAUGUUUGAAUCAGCUUUCACAGCUUUUAAUGUGUUUAAUCUUUGAACCUCUCAGCAGAUGCACAAACAGCCGUAGCCGUUUUUGCGAGCCUGUCCAUUCAGCCUCUCACCCAGAUGUCUCCAUACACGAGACCGAACAUGUCGUGUCAUUCACCGUCAGACAAUUUAUCGUUUGUCAGACUGUUUUGGGCUUUGAUACUUCCUCAAGCUGUGUUUCUCUCUCAGAUAAAGGGUAUAAAAGAAUAAGAGGCAGAGAGCAUAAGAGCAAACUGAGAGGCCAGCUGGCUGCUGAGGUCAAGGGUCGCAGGGCCCACUGUGAUGAGUACAACAGUCAGCAGGAGGUGUAGGGUCAGACACAACAAUGGUAUUGAUCGGGGAAAGUGGCCUUCAUUGUGUUGGCACACUCCCUACAGAGUGUCUGUGUGGGCAGCCGGAGAUGCUGAUAAAUGGAUGGAGGAAACUACUUCUCUAUAUUCAAAGGCUCCCAGGACUCAGUCUGAAUGUGGACCUGCAGCCUGCGGUUAUAUUUAACACAUCUAUAACAGCCUUUUUAUAUUUAGAUCCCACAAGAAUGCUUUUCAAAUCCCUAUAGUUACACCGCCUUUGCUUCAAUACAUAAUAAUUGGACAUCUGCUUUUGUACCUUUUUAUAUAUGUGAGAAUCAGGCAGUGUGUCGACAUCCAGGGAUUCAAGGAGGUGUAACAACGUGAAAAUCUUCAAAAAAGUUAAGACAGGAACAUGUUUACCCUUGUGUCCCAACUUAUUUUGCUUUUAGCAACACUCUUUAAAACUUUGGGGUCUGUAGAGACCAGUUUCAGGAGUUUGUAGUUUCUGUUGUCCCAGUCUUGUCUGAUAGAGGAUUUCAGCUGCUCAGCAGUCCAGGCUCUUCUUUGUUUUAUGAUGCUCCAAACUUUUUCAAUGAGGGACAAGUCAGGACUGUAGGAAGACCAGUUUAUCAGCAGGACUCUUCUACUACCGAGCUAUACUGUUGUAAUCCCUGCAGAAUGUGGUUUGACUGGGAGCUAAUAACAAACUAAAUUGUCCCUCUAUUCCUUAGAGUGGAGGAUAUGGCAUCACUAAUCUUCAAUAAAGAAUGUUAUUCUGAUUUUUUAGACCACAGGACAGUUUCCCCCUACCCCUCGGUCCACCUUAAAUGGGUGAGGGUCUGGGGAAAUGGCAUUUUUGCAUCAUGUUAAUAUCUGGUUUCCUUUUUGCAUAGUGUAAGUUCAAACUGCAUUUGUGGCUGUGGAGACAGCUUCUGUUCACAGACUAUAGUUUCCACUGUUUUAAUGUAGCGCUGUCUGAGGGCCUGAAGAUCCUGGUUUGCAAACUAUCAAUACAUUUUCUCAGCUGCUAUUGAAUUAGGGUUUUACAAAAACGCUGUCAUCUUAAGGAAACGCUUAAAAGAAGUUGUCAUGAGACGUUAUAAACAGCAGCAUCAACUUCUCACUGGUGUAGUGAGUCAAACACUGUGUUACUCAUGCUUGAAAUCUGGCCAAUGACUACCCAGAGUAAAAGGUAUUAAUAAUGUAGAGUAACGUCUUUAUUACUGUAAAUGUAAAUGUGAAGUUAACUCUGUUUGCACUGCGGGUAAAUUGUUUAAUGUCUGUUUCAGGUGGAGAAGCGUCCAGUAGCUGAAUGUGGAGACCAUAUGGACUGUCAGUCCUGUCUGUCUGCCAAAGACCCGUACUGUGGCUGGUGUGUUCUGGAGGGAAGGUGAGUCAGCAGACAUUAACAAAGAAAGAAAGAGAGAGGGAGAGCAGUAAAGGUGUGGCUGCUGUGCUGCGAGUGCUUUCCUAAAUUCGUGUCUGCUUGUUUCUCUCACUCCUCUGUGGUAUUUCAGGUGUGGUCAGCGCUGGGAGUGCCAGCGAGGGUCUGAGCAGGGUCAGUGGCUGUGGAGCUUCAACCAAACCCAGCAGUGCCUCAGCAUCCAGCACCUCAGCCUGUACAACAUCAGCCGGGGGGAGGAGACUGAUGUAAUACAGGGGAAAGAGGGGGGACACAUUAUUCAUAAGACAUUGUGUGUUAUGUUGUUGGUCUUUCUAGACUCUGUAGUUCUUUAUAUGUCUUUGGUGCUUUAAAGAUAACAGUUGGUACAGUGAAAACAGGGUUACUUUCUUUCCCCCUCUCAGAUCUCAGUGUCAGUGGAAGGCCUCCCCAGUCUGGGUAAAGGUGAAGCAUACUCAUGCUUCUUCCAGGAUACUGAAACUCCUGCCUUUCUCACAAACACUGGCGUGGUUUGCUCCACCCCUGUUGCCAGCAGAGUGCCUCCCAUUAGCCAAGGAGAUGGUGAGUGUCUUUCAAUGAUGGCAGCUUACAUGUACACAUCCUUUUACACCAAUUGCAUAAAAAAAAAAAAAAUCACAUAAUGCCUUAGCUUGUAAAAGUGACCCAAAGCUACAACUCAAAGCUGAUCCGUGUUGUUGUUUUUAUUUUUCUGAUGCAGAGUUUGUGAUGGUCACUCUGUCGCUGCGGUUUACAAACGUGACUGUAGCAGAGACAGAAUUCACUUUCUACAACUGCAGCUUGGUCCAGGAGCUGUCUGGACGCAGGCCGUGAGUACAGACACACACAAACACACUUCAACUGAGCCCACUACACUCAAUAUAACAACAAUAUAUGCUGUUUUUAGGUGAAAUAGAACAUGUUUUAAGCAUUUUGGCAGAUUUUAAGCCAUUGUUGGUCUUUGGAGCUGGCACAGAUUCUAAUAUUUGAUUAAUCUCAGAGUUAAAAUCAUGUUUGGUACUCACUGGGUCCCCAUUACAAAAGUUUUUAAGAUGUGUUGGAUGUUUAUUCCUACUGAAAUUAUUUAUUUUGAGAGUUUACACCAAGUUUGAACCAGUGUUGAGGUUGUCAAGAAGAGCAUAUGCAAAGAAAUCUAUGAAUUACAGUGCUGUGUGAUCGAUAAACGUGAAUUUGUAGGUUUCAUUUCUUCUGUUUUGUUUUUGUUUUGAUGUACUGCAUGUGCUCCCCGUCCGCUCUCUAACAGAUGCCAAGGGUGUGUGAGCAGUCGCUGGGGGUGUAACUGGUGCAUCCAUCAGCACGUCUGCACACACAAACACGCCUGCAGCCAUGGAGUCACCAUCUACAACCAAAAUGUGAGUCCACAUUCGGUCUUAAGAGGUUUGGUAUCACUGGGUGAAUGUUUUAAGGCAAACAUUCUGUAUGUGGUCUUUUAAGUACCGCAGUUCUAAAUCCUUUAAGUAUGAAGCUUAUUUAAUAGAUCAUAAAUGAUGAAUGUGUGGCUUGUGUGAAUCAGAGAGUAAGUCGGCGCAGGAUUAAAAGGUUUAAACCUCCCCUUGUAAACACAAUAAAACUCCACAGCACUAUUUACACACAGCAUGAUGGAGAAUCAAAGAUGUUUAUUUUAUUACACCCUUUAUGGAAGCAGAAUUUAUUGAACUACUGUUGUAUUUGGCUGCAUUAGCUUAGGUCAGGUCUAUAUAUUGAAUUUGAAACUACUUUGAACUUAAAGAGAAAACACUUUUUCUUUUAUUGGUGGGUGUUUUUUUAUGCUGCAGUCUGAAACUUAGAGUAAAGAUCAGUCCAUGCAUGCACUUUAAUUUUGGUUCUUUUUAGUUCAGUUUAUGAUCAUCUUCUUUGUCAUUAUUUGCUUCUUGAUUUUGCAUACCCUUUUUGUUUGAUUUACAUGUCUCCCCUUCCUUUCCCUCCUCCUGCUCCCUUUUUUUUCUUCCUUUGUCCAUGCUUGUGCUAUUUCAUCUUCAAGUUCAAACCGCCAACACCAACCAUCCCACCACCCACAACAAAACUGACAACCUUACCUCCAACUGUCCCGGCUACAACAACAAAAACAACAACAACUACGACAACAACAACACAGCCGCCACCCACAGAGACACCCACCCCCACCACAGCAGCAACUGUCCCUGCAACCACCACCACAGUGACACCACUCACCACCCCUUACGUUGAUCCUACCUCACCCCUUACAUUCGCGACCACUUUACCCUUCGUCCAGAUCUCCACCCAGGACCCCACCGUCCUCACUGACGCCUCCACCACAGACGGAUCCCUCUUUGAUAUGGAGGGGAUAACUGAGGAGAAUGGUGGCACAACAAGAGGGUUUUUAGAGGAAGAGAUGAUAAUCACAGAGAAUAACAUGGAUAAAACUUCAAACACUACUUUACCCAGCAGCACUAGUCGCCCCGCAGACUCUGGGCUGAGAUUGUUGGAGCCCUCUGGUGAAGCAUUGGGCUCUUCCUCUGAUGUAAACUCAACCAUCCCCAGCAAAGUGGCUCUUUCGUUGGACCUGUCUGUCACUGAUGAGGAGGAGGAGGCUGAUUUGGUCAGCUCUGAAGAGGAAGACUCUCUUCUGUGGUUGGAUAAGAUGGAGAAACAAAAUGAAGAGACUGCAACGGGGUCACCUAGCAUUAGCGAAAAGUUUCCUACCUUAACGCCUGAAACAGUUACUGAACCCAUGUCUGAUUCUACUGCAAAUUACCAGUCAGACUCUUCAAGUGACUCUAACUUUGGGGUGAGUAUAGCAGUGACAUCUGCAGGGGUUGUAUGGAACAGUUAUGUAGGCUGCAUGGCCAUAAAAAUCACUAACUCUUCAAGGAUAGACUACCUUUAAAAAGGGAUUUAUUGCUUUUGUUGGACUGUAACUGGACUUUGAAAAUGCAGGUAAACACUUUAGUUCAAAUCAAACUUCUCAUAGUCGGGCUAACAUACUGUACCUAAGAUAAUGCGUUUGGAGAUCACCUUGUUUUUGCACUCAUAAUAAUCUUAUAUACACAUUAAUCUCUAAAAGCUCAGUUUUUGAUAGCUCAUCUGUUCUGGAGAUAAUGUUUUUGAAGUUUGAUAUAAUUAGUUGCACAGGUGACUUGAAUGAAAGACAAGCACACCAGACAUUAGGUUGAGUCUGGAUUUUAAAUGUGGUGCAUGCUGCAGCAUUUUGAUACCAAUGUAUAGGGAAUUACAAAUAUCUAACCUGGCACUGAUGAAAGCAUGGAUGGCCAUUUCAAGAUCCUACCUGCUGAGGAAGGGCCUAACGUCGGCUAAAAGGCGCAAUUGAAAAAAGCUCAUCUUGACCAAAGAGUCAAUCUGCUGAUCAAAGCUUAGACCAGGGUCCAAAAUAACUCCCAGGUUCCUAACAACAGGUUUCCAAAGAGGAGCAAAGGAAGACGAAUUUCAGCAUCUAAUUACAUUGUCAUGUACAUCAGGGGCACCAAAAACAAUACAUUCUGUUUUGGACUGGUUCAAAUGCAGAACCAGUUGCUGAUUUUAUUGAUGUCAUAUCAGUCUGCCCUUAAAAAACCCAAAGGGUGACAUCACUGAGUCUGCAUCCAUGUUUUAUUUCGUCUAUGGCUUUUUUACAGCUAAUCUUAGCAAACUCUGCUGUGGCAUUAUUUCUGAUUUCCAUUUUUAUUUCACCUCCAACCUAAAUCGAACAACGGUGUUUCCAUAUGUGAGGCUUCUACUUUGACCAAACUGUAGUAUUACCUCUGGAAGACCUUAGCUUCAAUCUGCCAUCAUAUAAAGCACCAUGAUACAUGAUCUCCAGCAAUGCAGAACAAUCAGACACAAUGAUCACUACUCUUGUAUGUCCUUAUCUUUAUUAGCUCUCCUGUCAAGAAAAUCCAACUGACCAAUAUAAAAUCAAUAAAAUCAGCGACCCGAGGAUGGAACUGAGAAAUUUAAGAUGCUGAUCUGUCAGGUCUUAUUGACCAGUCUGACCUCUUCUUACUAUUACAAUUCACUCCAUAACACUUCACUAAUACUGCACAUGUUUUCUCAUACAAGUUACUGAUCAUGGCAUGAAAACCCUUUGAAGCCCUCAUCUUAUCUUUAAUCUUUUAUAUUAAAAGGUUCAUUGCAUGUUUUUUGUUCUCUUAGUGUUUUGAGUGUCUCCUGUCUUGUUUUCAGUUCUUCUUGUCAUCAAAGUAAUCAGAUUUUGUUAAUGAAAGCUUCUCCUAUCUUGAGUUUACUGAGUAACACAUUUAGACCAUUACAUUGCUGGACUGCUUCCUAUGCUAGGUAACUUUUGUGCACAAUGUAGACCAUUAAGUCCUCUCAGGCUGGAGACACCACCUUUUAAUAUCUAUGAUUAUCAGUUAACCACAGAACAGAUGUUCUCGUCAUGUUUAAAAGAUCUUGCGGUAAAUGUGAUCUAUUUUUAGAGGAAAGUAUAUUAAGUCCAGCUGUCAUUACAUUUACUCUUCUUAAAAUGGAUUAUAAUGUACCAACAGGAGUGUCCGUGUGUGGAGACCAUUCAGGAUUCCUCUCUCCUCCCCGUUAACGUGGAGAGGAAAAUCACUCUGGUGGGACAUCACCUUCACCUGUUUCAGGUAACUCACCCAUCACAAAGGCUUCAUGCUUGAUAACAAAAAAAAAAGACUUGUGCGUGAACAUGUUUUUCAUUUUGCAUUUUGGUAUUAUCAGUCAGAAAUAGACAAGCUGCUGCCUCAACUCUGAAACGUUAAGAUUCAGUCAAUCAUUCAGCUCUAAGAUUUUCAACUUGUGAUAUAUUUGAUAUCCACCACUGUGUUCUGUGUAGAAAAGUUGGUGAAGGAAAGGUGCAAGGUGCACUGGCUUUUGUAUAUUUUUAAGGCCCUUUUAGGCAAAUUACCACAGUACAUGACCCAUUCAGCUGAAUUACUGCUACUCAAAGUUCCUCGAGUCUAUACGAGUAUUGGCGAGACUAUAUUUUGUUAUGAUGCUCUUAACUGUUAAAACACGCUACAGCACUUCCUGAGAUUGGACGUCUCCCUUCACACACAGAAUUCAGGACCUUGGUCAUGGAUAGCUGUGUUUCUUAUUGUAAUCAUUUCAAAUGACUGUCUGUCUUGUUUCUUGUUAAAUGUAUAUUGUCAUGUAUUCACUUUCAAAUGACUGUAACCACUGUCAAUGCUUUAAUGGCUUGUAAACUCAACAGCAUUGAAAAUAAGGGUAACCUGAAUGUCUCUUGAGAAUAAAUAAAAGUUUAAAAAAUGCAUUUAAAAUCAGAACUAUCUUAGUUGAAUUUCAAUGAUUAACAUUUGUUUUCAUCUGGAAAAUUUGUAAUUUGCCAAAAACUGUUUCAGCACAAAAGUUUUGGCUCUUAAAAAAAAAGGUGUUUUAGCUUUAAUUUAAACAGUUUGGCCUGCUUUACUUUGACUUUGCAGACAAUAAAUAGCAUUCAAGUGUUAAAAAUGUUAACAGAAGUUUUGUGAACUUUGUAUAGACACAGCAGAACUGCAUUUGAAUGUAAUGUUACCUGACUGACAGUUAAGUGGCUCAUUUUGUAACUGAAUUUCUGUUUACUUUCUGUAUUUGGUGUGUAUGUUUAGGACAAAGAUUUGGACUAUGAAUGUGUGCUGGAUGUGGAGAAUGAGUCCGUGGUGGUGGAGGCCUCUGUGGAGCACGAUGCUUCACAGUCAUCAGUCUUCCUCAUCACCUGCCAGCCACACCAGGUAAGAAAAUAACAUUUUUUAAAGUGUAUUUUAUGUCAAAUUUCUCUUAUCACAUGUUUUACAGUCAGGAAAAUAAUGUCAUUUAGCAUUUUAAACCCGCCAAACUGAUGAUAAAGAUUCUUCAGUUGUCUCUGCAACGUCCAAUAAAAGGGUCAUAAAUCAAGACUCAGAGUUUGUGCAGAAAAAAGCAUCCAUGUGGGUGUCUAUGUAUGUCACAUCUAAUAAUUAAGCUUCCUGUUUUAUUCAAAUAUUGCUCAAAGCAUCCUCUUAUUUAGUGGGUACAUUUUAAAGCUGCUGACUUCAAACCAGGACAAAAGAUGGAGACAACAACAGAAAUGCACUGUGUUGCAAAAUAACUGGAAAAAUAAGACUGCAGAAAAGUUUUUUUAUUCAAAUUGCACAGAUUGUAGAGACCUACAAAUAAGAUAUAUUAAUAGAGCAUGGGAUGGAAUGCACAAAAUGAAAAAAUAAGACGACAAAACAGAAUAAAAAAAUAUGGACUUUUAACAAGGUAAGAUCAAGAGAGUGAAAACAACUUAAAAACAUCCCUGAAACAUCUCCAAAUAACACCAGUCUUUAAUUGUAAUGUCCUCCUAACCAAAGAAAUCAAUAAAAAAGAAAAGUUGUAACCAGCAGAAAUAAACAAUAAGCAUGCUGUGUUUGCAGAAAUCCAUAAACUGACACUUUUCCUUACACACUUAUGUGUUUAAGACGAUCUGUGAGUCAUUUGGUUUCCCGAUAAUUUGACUCAAACUGCUCAGGACAUGAAGGUGCAUAACAUCAGCUCAUACAGUCUAACAAGACAAGCCCAACAAUCUUCUUCUCCUCUCACUGUGUUGUUAGUAUGCAUAUUCUACCUCGACGGAGGAGUAUCCAGCCAUGAUCAACGUGAGGAGAAAGAACCACUUUCUCAUCGACAGCCCCGAGGAUCUGUACGGUGAGAGCUUUCUCACUUUCUGAUUCGUCUGUGAGAGAUCAGCGGGAACAAAAAGUGGGUGUGUUAGAGAUCAGUUUUGUUGAAUUUCCUCACUUCCUGUCUCUUGUUUCAGUGACCCUGUUUAACUGCUCAGUGGGUCGCUCAGACUGCAGCCGGUGUCGCACUGCAGACCCGAAGUAUGGCUGCGUUUGGUGUGGCGGUGCUUCCAGCUCUCACUGCGUGUACCAGGACUCCUGCAGGGAGAAGAUCCAGCACACCUGUCCUGCCCCCGUCAUCCACUUUGUAAGAGUCUUUCAAACCCCUUUUCAGAGUUUCCCCUUGAGUUAUGGCUGCUUAUUGAAUUAGUUUAUACAUGAACCCUGGUUGAACCCAAGCUGAAGCUUUUUUUCCUACAGAUGAGGAUCAUAGAAACCGAAGGCUGCCUCAUCUUACUUUGUUUUGAUCUAGAAAUGCUGAGUAAUCCUUUCUCAGAUGACCUGAUGGGUCUGGGAAGUUCAUAGUGUAAAAUUAAACCAGAUAUCAGAUACAGGCCUGAGACUGUUAAGCGCUUCGUAGACGAGUAAAAGGAUUUUUAAAUCAGUCGAACAGACAGACGUGGUGCAGUGAUUGAAAGGCUGCUGUAAUGCGCUCCUCUUUCUUAGUGGUGUUAGCAGCAGUGAUUGAUUUUUUAAGACAUACACAGACAUCCUUACCAUAGUCUGGCCUGCUGGAGGCAAAGAUAUGAACCUUUUCUUAUUCUGUCUUAAUUUUAGAAAGAAAGAAAACAGUUUUUCAGGGUGUAAGAUGUAGUGGACUGAUUUUUGACACCAUGAUUUCUGAGUUAGGUUGUAGAUUGGAUUGUUAUAGAUAGGGGUGUCCCGAUACAAUAUUGGUAUCAGAUAUCAGAUAUUGGUCUGAUAUCGGCAAAAAAAUGAAUAUCGGAUGAUAUUGGCCUCUAAAAUCUCCGAUAUUAGCAAUCCGAUACAAGCAGUCCAUUCCAGACUCCACUCCGGCACCUCUAUCUAGCAGCGCCCUGAUCCAACAAGCUGAGCCCACAAAAUCACAACAACAGUGUGUACUAAGGUACUAACAAAGUAGCAAAGAGAAGGAGUGUUGUUGGCCUUGUGGCAGUAUUUUUUUUAAGUCUGAAAAAGACAUUGCAGCUGAGUGAAAAACUUGUCAUGCACAAUUUUAUGCAAAUAUUGGAUCAAUAUCAGUGCUGGUCAAUACUGAAGGCUACAUUAUCAGUAUCGUAUCGGAAGUCAAAAGGUUGUAUUGGGACACCCCUAGUUAUAGAUAUUCAAAGAAAAAACUGAGGUCAUGAUUUGAAAAUCUUUGUACUUCCUCCAUCAGCGGUAUAUCGAUAUGGUUGCAUCAUGUUAAAUUCAUGUUCCUCAAUUCACCCUUGUGUGUUCUAGUUGGACCCCAUAUCUGGUCCCACUGAGGGGGGCACAGUGGUGACGAUUUCAGGCUCAAACCUCGGUCAGAGAGCUGAAGACAUCCAGAACUCUGUGACAGUCGCUGGGAUUCCUUGCAGCGUCAUCCACAGCAGAUAUGAAGUCUCCUCAAGGUCAGUCAAACCACUUUCAGGAUUAAAAAGAAAAAUUGUUCCACCUUUUCUCAUUUUAACCAUCCUCUGGGUUUGCCUUACAGGAUAGUGUGCGAGACUACGAGAAGUGAAGGAGAGAGGAGUGGUCAAGCCUCGGUCAAAGUGAGGGGAGGGGGGCUGGGACUGUCAGCUCAGGUCUUCAGCUUCCAGGUAAAGACAGUGUGUCAGGACGAUUUUAUGCUCUUAAAAAGGAUGUAAUACUGGCUCUUUUUACAUAGUGUAUCCGAAACAGGACUGCUGCACUUCACAGUCGAGACUUUCUGAGCCCUCAGUGGAGGCAGCUAUGCAUGUUAAAGCUUUUAAGGUCGAACGAUGUCGUCUGUGUACGUCUGAGUUUGUAGGAUCGUACAUACUUCAACUUUAAAGGCAAGAUACUGACAGCCCUGUCAUGUCUUGUCUGCAGACAUCAAUGCACAGAGGUGUACUGAUGUGUAAAGAGCAAGGUCUUCAACCUCUGACCCUCUGAGGCACAAUGGGGGGAAGACGGACUGCAUAGAUGGUGUAACAAUGCUGUAUAUGUCAAUAAAAACAACAGAUUUGAGCUCUUUCACCGCAUACACUUUAUCAGAAAAACUUGGACUUGUGUUUGAUUAUGAUUCAGGACAAUGUUACUCACUUUUUAGCUCAGCACUCAAUAGCUUGUGAUCACUGGUGAACACUUAUGAUCGCUCCAGCCUCUCUCUUAUUGUGCUCAUUCUGUCCCUUUGGCUUUUCAGACACACAGAUAUACACACCUCACCUGUCUCCUCCUACUUCUCUAUUCUAGUGUUGUUCAUCUCUGAUCCGUUGUACCUUUUAUGUUAAUGGAGACAAACCUCUUUGAUGUUGUGUAAUCUCUUUCUGUUGCAAAGCUCCCAUGAACGGGGAAUUUUUUUUCAGCUCAUCUUUUCUGAAUUCUAGGAAUAUGCGGCGAUUGAAAAUACCCACAGAAAUGAAUGCAUUAAACAAAAAUAAAACUGUAAUAGAGCUUGCAGUGUCAAACCCAGCUCUGAUUCAGAGCCCCGAGGGUUCAUGUUGUCAGAGUUCCCCUUCACCCUCCAGCUUCACUUCAGCAACAAUUCUCUGCUGAGAUCCAGCACGUCUGAAUAUUACAUGACAGUUUUAAAAAUUAAACACCACACACUGAGCUUUUUUCUACAUCUGCACAAACCUGCCUGAAUCAAGUAUAACAGCUUGAUGUUAUUUAUCAGCUUCUUGCAGCUCACUUUGGAGCUACAAAAGGCUUUCCACAAGGGUUGAUGAAAUAAGGGGAGUUCGCUCUAAAUUAGGUUACAACAUAAUGCAGAGUGUAACCUGCUGACUUAAGUGCUUGUAAACCCACCGAGCAUCUGCUGCACCCUUUCAGCAAGUUCUAAUUACGCUGGAUCGAGUAAACAAGCAUUUAGAAAACAAAGACAUCUCCAGGGUGUUUUCACACUUUCUCUGAUUUUUUACGUGUUUCCUCUUAGAGUCGUGAGCGUGGUAAUCUCAGCUGGCUUUGGACUAAAACAGACAUACUGAGACCUUACUGACGGGGAAUUCCCUCUGGGAUUAUUCUGACUAAUCCAGUAACGCCUCAUUUGAAGAGAGUGAUACAAACAUGACCUGUCAGGCUUUGAGUAUAACACUGAAAACAGAGGGGGAUUGUUUGAAACGUCUUGUAUCUGUGUUUGUUUGUUCCACAAACUGUCUAAUUAAGGAAACGAAGGCUCCCAGCUUCUUAUAAUUAGGUUUCUGUUCAAAUCGGCCAGUAAAAUGCAAACUAGAGCAAUGCAAUAAAGUAACAACAUGUCUUCCUAUUUACGUCGCAGAUAAAGUAUUGUAUGUUUGACAACAGCCUUAAUUAAUUGGACCAAGUGACAAGCUAAUUAAUUGCUUUGCUACAGGCUGGCUGUGGGGCAGGCUCCACUCUGUCCCAGAAUGCCUUGCUGUCUCUUUUAUCUUCCUAAUAAAUCACCUGCUCAGUAUUGGGUUAUUGAUUGCUCAUUCUUCUUUCUCAUAUGCAUCUCAUUUUAACAUUUCCCCUCCUCAUCUCUCCAUCAGAACCCUGUACUGAGCAGCAUCUUCCCCCAGAGAGGGCCCAAGGCGGGGGGCACUGCUCUCACCAUCAGAGGCCGGAGGCUGAGGACAGGACACCCCAGUGAAGUCAGCGUCCUGAUUGGAGGAGUGCCGUGUGUGGUGUAAGUGUCUCUGUGACAGAAUAAGGUUAUUAAGAUGUAUUUACAUAUCUUUACAAAGUCAUUAAACGUUAAGGGUAUAUCUUUUCAGGCUGAACAUCCAGGAGGAUCAGAUCAGGUGUCUGACCAAAGGCAGUAACAGAACAGGGGAUCACAGCAUCAUCGUGAAGUUUGGUGGGGCAGAGCGCCAUCUAAAGGGUUUGGUGUAUCAUUACACCCCCAACCCCAACAUCACAAAGGCUAUGCCUUCAAAAAGCUUUCUCAGGUGGGUUUGAGUCUGAAAAUAUUUCUAAUCAAUUACUGUGUAAUAAUCAAAUAUACACUUUUACAGGCUACUGUUCUCAUUUUGUACAAUUUCUCAAGUAGAUCAUUUCAGCUGUCGGUCACUGAACAGGCCAUGUCCCUGCAGAUAACUGCCCCUGAUUGAAGUGAUUGUUUCUGCAGGUUACAGGCUCAUAGUUUCAUUCUUACUGUCUGAAAACACUAAAGAAUUCAUAUUGAGGAGAGAAUUAUUAGACUCACCCUGUCCAUCUAAAAUGGACUGUUAUUUAAUGGCUUUUGAGAGUCCAGGCAAACAUGUAAUCUUUGACUUUAGUGCACUGAGCUUCUCUUUGUUACCAUCCUCAUACCCAAGAGUCAAUGUCUUGUUUUUAACCAGAACAGCGCUGGAUCAAAUGUGUCCACAGGGGUCCAUUUAUGUUCACAAAGAGAAGUAAAGGCCGACUCUCUUUCUGAAUCCUGCUGCUGAGUUUAGCUGUCCUGUGUCUGUGGAUCUUUUUCCACAGGCUCCAUGCAUCAGGACUAUAAGUUUUAAUCAUAAUAAUGAGAAACAUGAACUAGGAAAACACCAUUAGCAGCCAUUAAUGACUGAACUAAAAGUGCUAAAUAUUGAUUUUAUUAUUGUUUCAAGUAGUGAUGCUGCACAAAAACUUUUAGCCAGGGUGUUACUCAUAUUUUCUUAUUUAUGUGAGUCAUUUUAUAGAGCUUGUUCUCACCCAAAUAGAGACGUUACUUUUGCCAGUGCAAAUUAGUGAUUGACAUUUACAUAGAUGUAGACCUUUUGUAAAUGAGUACAGAAUUAUUCUUUAUGUAAAAGAGAUAGUAAAUUGAUAGCUGACCAUCAUUUUUGUCCCCAGAACGGUGAAAUUACUGUUUUUGUCACUGGAGUUUAGUGCCUAUUUGUAAAGAAAAUGGGGAAAUUUUGAGGUUUGUCUAUUUUGAGCAUCACCAAAAGAGAAUAUGAAAAGAGGACACUGAUGCUCUUUUUUUGCCCACAAACUUCAGUAAUUAAAACCAUAAUUUCUCAUCUUACUCUGUAUUCUUCUUCAGUGGGGGCAGGAUCAUCAGAGUCACAGGUCAGAACUUGGAUGUUGUCCAAGAGCCCAAAAUGAGGGUCACUCUUAGUCCACCUGAUACUCUCCCCCCGAGGAGGAAGAGGAGGAGCACCGGUCGGAGGAAAAAGGGGAACUUGAACAGAGAACAGAGUCUUCUGAGUUCACUGAAGAGAUGGAGGAGGAUCGUCCCAGAGGCCGACUGUCCUGAAGGAACCCUCUGCCACGUAAGACAGGUGAGCAGGUAUCCUCUUGUACAGAAAGAUUAACUUCUGCAGAGUUUCUGUGAAAAGUUCAGCCUAAAGAUUUAUUUCAACCCUGUGUCCCAUUAAAAAGAGUCAAACUCAGACCAUCAAAGGGAACAGUUUAGAGGGCGUCUAAAAUCAUAAAGCAUAAAUAAUAUUAUCAAAUCUUUACUCCAAGGUCAGUCCUGCUUUUGAAUAAAAAGGAAAAACAUUUGUUUUAAGGACUUUAACUCUUUUUAUACCAGAAUGUGUACAGCAUGUAACUGUUUUUAUGGAAAAACAAUAAAAAAUAAAUAAAUGAAUAAAUAAAUAAUCCAUCGUAUUUUUUAGGAUAACUGUUCGCUUUUGCCACAGACAAUAAAGUAACUAUGUGGCACCAUCUGCUGGAAAUAGUAAAAACUACUACUUUGAAGGCUGCCCUGCAAAUUAAAAGCAUAUAACUGGAUUUUAUUUAUUUAUUUAUUUAUUUUAAGGACUAUAUGAUCAAAAAUCUCAGUUCUAAUAUAUAUAAAAAAUAAGAAUUACUAUUUAUCUACAAAGGGAAAUUCAAUUUAAAUAUUCAGUAUAAUAUAAAUAUUCAAUAUAAUUAAAUAUUUAUUAAUAAUAUAUAUAAAAUGUGCAUGAAUAUAAAACUAAUGGAGCUCAAAUUUCAAAAUAUGUUUAAAAACAUGUCAAUUUCUAUCAAACUGCCUGCCCUGUGGAUUUAUUGUGUGAAAAUGUUGCAUAAACAUAAAAAGGAAUAAAUCCACUUGGUGAGAUGAAAGGGUUCAAACUGUCUGCAUGGGUAAAACUUGAACUGAAACUUCACUGAUGUCCAUCAUUUGAUUGUUUUUGCAGUAUGAGUCCCUGUGCACUGUGAAUAGCUCCACUCUCAUCUCCUGUCCGACCCCCGCUGUGGCUCAGGAAGCCAGGAAGGCCAGGGUCAAAGUCCACUUCUUAUUGGACAGCCUUCAUUUUGACUUCAGCAGCGUGGGGGACGAGGCCUUCAGCUAUGAGGCCGACCCACAGCUCUAUUUCCUCAACCGGAACAACCCCAGCAAACCGUACCACCACAAACCUGGCAGCAUCAUAUCUGUGGAGGUGGGCCCCACAUAUCUCUGAGAAAGGAUGACUUCACCGCUUCUUUCUGCUCAUGGGGAGUCAUGCUGUGUUUUAUUUUGUGUUUCAGGGAGAAAACCUAGACCUGGCCAUCUCCAAGCAUGAAGUCGAGGCUCUGAUAGGUGAGGGCGUCUGUUUGGUCAAGACCUUAACCCACAUCCACUUGUACUGUGAACCUCCAGCUCAGCAGCCUUCAGUCCCAUCCAGUAAGAAGCAGGACGGCGUGGACAGUCUGCCUGAGUUCACGGUGAGGAAACCUUCACUUCAUACUCAGUGCAUGUGUACUUUUAGCUUGACUCUGGGUGAUGUGUUAAAGUAGGUGGAGAUAAAAGUUUCUUCAAACGUGAUCAUGAUGGUUUUUAAUUACAGCCAGUUCUGUAAUGUUGAUAUAUUUUCUUUCUCUUCCAGGUGAAAAUGGGGAAUCUGAACUUCACUUUGGGUAAAGUGCAGUACGACACUCACGCUCAGUCCACAUUCCCUCUGGAGGCUCAGGUUGGAGUCGGGGUGGGGGCCUCUAUAGUGGCUCUCAUUGUGCUCAUCAUAGUGCUCAUAUACAGGUAGGAAGGUAAUCCUAACCAUGCCUGCUUUUUCUGCUCCUGUUAUGACGUUGCAGCCUAAUUUUUUAUUUCUUUACUUGAUGACACUGAAAGGAGGAAGAGCAAACAGGCAAUGAGGGACUAUAAGAAGGUGCAGAUCCAGCUGGAGAACCUGGAGACCAGUGUGAGGGAUCGCUGUAAGAAGGAGUUCACAGGUAUGACCUAAAACUUCUGUUACGAACCUAAACUGUAAAGAAAUUAAAGACCAUUUUACUCAUAAAGGCUGAUCUGUAUCCUAACUCUUUCUUCAGAUCUGAUGACAGAGAUGAUGGACAUGUCCAGUGACUUGGUAGGUUCAGGAAUCCCUUUCCUGGACUACCGAGCGUACGCAGAGCGUAUUUUCUUCCCUGGCCACCAAGACUCGCCACUGAGGCGAGAUCUGGAUGUGCCAGAGAGCCGGAGGCAGACUGUGGAGCAGGGCCUGGUCCAGCUGUCCAACCUGCUUAACAGUAAACUCUUCCUCACUAAGGUCAGACAGCAGAGGGGAGUAUUUACAUUCAAUCUUGAUUUUCAUGCACAGAAAAGUGAUUUACAAACACAUCACACCCUGGAGACAAUAUGUCAUUUAGAAAAAUCUUAAAACCACAACUCCUGAAGUCCUGAUUCACAUUUGUGUGCAUAAUCUGUUAUCCAGAUAUUUAACAUUUGACAAGCUGAUAUUUGGGUCCUAUGUUCUCACUCUUGUCUCUGCAGUUUAUUCAUACUCUGGAGGUCCAGCGUACCUUCUCCCCCAGAGACCGGGCAUACGUGGCCUCUCUGCUGACAGUAGCCCUGCAUGGUAAACUGGAGUACUUCACAGACAUCCUGAAGACUCUGCUGAACGAUCUGGUUGAACAGUACGUGGCCAAAAACCCCAAACUGAUGCUCAGGAGGUGAGAGGAGGGUUGAUUUGGUUUUGGGUUUACUUUGGUUCUUUGGCACGUUUCUUCAUCUUUACACUGUUUGUGUGUUGUUGUUUUUUUUACAGAACAGAGUCAGUGGUGGAGAAGCUUUUGACAAACUGGAUGUCCAUCUGUCUUUUUACCUUCCUAAGGGUGAGUAAACUAUCAUUUUUAUCCAUCCAGAGACAAGGAAAUAUGAAAUCAUUCAGUUUUUUCCUCCUCAGUUGGCAGUUCUGCUUCCUUUUUGUGUUAUUUCUCUGUCACAUUGAAUCUUGGGACCAAAUUCUCAACAAUUGUCCCUAAAAAUGUGUCAGAAAACACCCCCUCAGAGAACUAUUAUAACAUGAAUAAAUGACUGUCACGAUUAGCACUCUGUUGAGGGUCUGUCUUUGUAUUCCUGUCCAGGAGUCAGCAGGAGAGUCCUUCUACAUGCUGUUCAGAGCCAUAAAGCACCAGGUGGAUAAAGGACCUGUAGACGCUGUGACAGGAAAAGCCAAGUACACGCUCAACGACAACCGGCUGCUGAGGGAGGACGUGGAGUACCGUACACUGGUGAGAAGACACACACACACAAAUAGAAAUCAACACAGCAUGCUGUGCAUCGGGUUUUAUAAAAGUAAAAAGUUUGUCUUUGUCAGGUCUGUCCUUAAGAAGGGAUGAAAACAGCUGUAAAAAUGUGUCUAACUGAAUAGGGGUUGGUUAGAUUACUUCUGAUGCAUUCAAGGAACUUAGGAAAAUUAGGCACUUGUUUGCCUUUGAAGGACAGUGUCAAGUAGCUUUAGCGCUCAUGUUAAAUUUUGCAUGUAACAUGGAUAAGAGCUGCAGUUGCAGGCGUAUAUGUGUUUAAAAAGACUUGUGUGGCCUGUUUGUUGGGAGUGUUGUCAUUAUAGUUUGUUUCUGAGAUCAGCGGUACUUCAGUAUUCAGCUUCUCCUUGUCCUCUCUGCAGACCCUGAAUGUUGUGGUCCCAGCUGCAGCAGCAACUGGAGGAGCUACAAACCAGACUGUACCUGCCAAAGUCCUGGACUGUGACACAAUCACACAAGUGAAGGAGAAACUUCUGGAACAAACCUGGAAGGGAACCUCGUUUUCCCAGAGGCCCCACAUUGACUCAUUACACCUCGGUAUGUUGAUGAAUCACUAAUUUAAAGAGACGUUUUUGCUUUUUUGGAACAGUUGGACACAUUUAUUAAUCAGGCUUGUUCUAUUUUUUUUAUUAAUUAUUAAAGAAAUAGAAAACUGUACAGAUUUUCAGAAAGCUCUCCAGGCGAUGCAUCAUAUUUGGAGUUAUCAUUAUUCUCCUUUCCCUCCCAGUAGAGUUUCUUCAAACUGGGAGAAUCAAAUGCAUUACUUGCUCAAUGUUUAUUUGUUCCCUUGAAUAUGAGUGAGUUCUGCAUGAUCUCACACAUUCGUAUUCCCUGCAGAGUGGCGUGCGGGUGUUGCAGGUCACCUGAUCCUCUCAGACGAAGACCUGACAUCAGUGGUACAAGGCUCAUGGAAACGCCUGAACACUCUGCAGCACUACAAGGUCUGUUCACGAGCCAUACUCAACAUCUGUGUGUGCACAGAGUGAAACUGUUCAAAUCAACCUCAAAUGAGCUUAAGGUUAUGAAACUCUUCUGCAUGGCAGGUCCCUGAUGGAGCGACGGUCGCCCUCGUUCCCAGAAACACCAAACAGCUCCUCCAUGACAGCCACGACUACAUGCCGGGGGAAAGUGAGUCUUGUGGGGGUUUUGUGGAUUACAAGAAUAUAAAAUAAAAGAAAUUAAAAAACAGAUAAGUAUAAAACAUCGAAACAAAAGGCUUAAAGUAUGAAACCUCAGACAUGCAGCUGUAGCCUUAGCCAGCACAGCAUCCCUGUAGACCAGACAGGUACAGCGGGUGCUACCUCGAUUUGAAAUAAUGACUCCAAUCCUCUGCAAUGAAUCUGAGGCCCUUCACUCUGGAUGGAGGUUUCUAGUUCAGAAAGUUUGAACUGAGUUUGGAAAGAAAACUUUUGGAUAUUCUGCAUUUUUUUUUCCUGGAAACUGCAAAAGUUAGUCAGCCUGAAUGAAUUUCAAUCCUGAGUUUAAAGUGUUGAGUGUACUGGCUUUCUGUAUGGUCCUGUUUUAGCUCACUUCUUCAACAGAUUGACCAGAUGUCAAUCUUCACCAGCCUUCAGUUGAUUUGUUGGUCAUUUAGAGAUGAGAAAAGCUGUCAUUACUGCCACAUACCUUCAUUAUUGUUGCAUUAUCUCUGUUCAUAAUUCAUAGCUUAGUGUGGUCUAUGACUUAGACCUAGACUGUCAUCAAGUCAGUUUGAAGUUUUUCAUUUUGUUUUGUUUCUUUUCAUUUGUUUCAUUUUACAGUUGGCAAAAUUGCCUCAGAAAUCCUUAAAGACUCUUUACACCCUGCACUUUCAUGCUUUUUUCUUCUUUUGAUAUAUAUCGGUGCAAUAAUCACUUUAUGUUUCAGUUCAUAUCUUCUGCCUACUUACACCAGCAUUAUAACAAUUCAUUAAAGUAAGUAAGCUUAUAAUGAAGCAGAAAAAAACAACACAGGAAAUGUUUCUGUGUCCAUUUCACACAAAAUCAUUUUUUUGCUGUGAACACAAGAUCAGAGCAGAUGAAAAGUUGCACAGAAUCAAAACAGCCAGCAGAGGUCACUGUUGGGCUGUGUAUUCAGAGAGGAUUUUAAGCCUCAUUGGGUAACAUGGGGAAGAAAAGUAACAGUCAGCAUUACAACAUUUUCAGUCAGGCAGUAAAGUUAAAUCUACUGUUUUUGUCAUAGCUUACUGUGAGUUUACAAUAAGUUAACAGUGAUUUUACAUCAUGUAAAACUGAUCUUUUUUUCAUGUGUCAAACUAAACUAACCCGAUAAAAUCUUACUAAUCACUCUGUCGAUCUGACCUUCCAGAGACCCCCAUGCUGGAUGAUGGGGAGGAGGGAGGGGUGAGACUCUGGCAUCUCGUGAAAGCCAGCGAGGAGUCUGAGCUGCCGAAGCACAGGAGAGGCAGCGUGAGGGAGAGAGGGGGAGAGAGGGCCAAGGCCAUCCCUGAGAUCUACCUCACCCGCCUGCUCUCCAUGAAGGUGAAACACACACUGCAGAAACUUAAAUCCUUCAGAGUGCAUUUGUUUGGUAUAAAGUCAAUGGAUUAUGGAUUAAUCUGACAAGUACAGAAAUAAGUUUUAUUUUUCAGAUGUUACUAGCCAAAAUAAAGACUGAAUGGUCCCUAAUAUUUACAAUUAAACUGACUAUGCAUCAUAAAACGCUUAACUUCACUUAAAAAUCCAUGUAUUACAAUAAAAAUUAGUCAAUGUGCAGGUGUUUUGCCUCUUUUUCGUUUUUUUGAAUAGAGUGUUUAACAAAUUCAAAGAAAUUUAUCAAGGAAUACUUGCAUGCUGCAAAAGCAGAUUUAACAAAUGUCACCAAACUCAAACCCUUCUUGGUGGUGGUUGUAUCAUCAGUAUUGCAAAUCCAUGCAUAGACUAUGUGAGUCUGAGUGAUGUGAAAGCACAGAUUAAGUGUUGGUUUGUGUAUUUUUCUCUUUCUAUGACAUCUUCUGGCUCUCAGGGCACACUGCAGAAGUUUGUGGAUGAUUUAUUCACAGCCAUCCUCAGCACCAGUCGUCCCGUCCCUCUGGCUGUCAAAUACUUUUUUGACUUGUUGGAUGAGCAGGCUCUGCAGCACAACAUCACAGACCCGGAGACCAUCCACAUCUGGAAAACCAACAGGUGACUGACCCACAGCUGCAGCAGCUGGUGUGGAUGUUUGGAAAGAGACAGAAAUGAAUCUCAGGCCAAAGUGUGGUGGGUGGCUGUGUGAGGAAAGUUAUAAACAAGAUUCAUGGAGGAUUCAGACCAAAGGUUUAAGGAGUUCAUGUGCCAGGAAAGCCUGGACAUGGGGAGCAUUUGGACGACAGCUGAUUUGAGAUACUUCAGAGACAUUAACACCUUGUUCUCACUUGUGUUUGUGCAUAGAGUCUGUAGAUCCGUAAACAAACUAUUGAUACCUUAAGUGUUCAACCUGAGGCGGUGCAUUUCUUUGCCAGAAUCAGCCUGUAGUUAUGGAGGAAAGGCUCAUUUUGUCUGUUAACUAGUGAAUCUGACAAGGGCAGUAUACCGGCAAUGAUGACAACUGUCUUUUAAAAUGUAAAGUACUGAUAUUGUGCUAAAAAUAAAUGUACAGUAAAACUGUGAAUUCAUAGUGAGUUAUCUUUUUGUCGUGCGUCACAAAACAGACGUGGGAAGAAAAAGUAGCAAACUUCCAGCGAGUAAGAUGUAGCAGCCAGAUCAAAUUUAAAACAGAAGCUCAGAAAGUUCUGCUCCAGUGUGAACAAACCCAUUUGAAAGCUUUCUGCAUGUUUCAACAUAUUUUCUGUCUUUUCAAACAGUUUACCACUGAGGUUCUGGAUCAACAUCCUGAAGAACCCACAGUUCAUCUUCGACGUGCAGACCUCUGACCACGUGGAUGCUGUGCUGUCUGUCAUCGCCCAGACCUUCAUGGACUCCUGCACCAUUGCUGACCACAAACUGGGACGGGUAAGCUGAGCACCAACGCUGACUGACUGUCCUAGCUUCUCAUGUUACAGAACAAUAUCAAAGUGUAGACGCUUGUAGCCUCGUAGCUGUGUUUUGCACCUGAUGCAUUGUGAAAGCUUCCCUAUCUGACCUGUGAUAUGUGUUCUGUCGCAUUCAAUGCACGUCUUUCUCAUUUGUCUUCCAUCCACAGGACUCUCCCAUCAACAAGUUGCUCUACGCCAGAGACAUCCCGCGCUACAAACAGAUGGUGGAGAGGUAAGAAUAUGGCAGCCAGUUGCUCUGCUGACCCCGGGCAUGAAAAAUGCUGGGGAAUAGAGGGGGAGGAGGGGAGGAUGGGGGAGAGUGAGGCCCAGGACAAUCUGUCAGUGCCAGACAGGGUAGACUGAGCCCGCAAGGCUCCCAUGCAUGGAUGGUUGGAGAGCAGACUGUUACACUUACUGCUGUCUGCUGCACAGAGGACCCUGCAGAUCACACUGCUGAUGUAUUAAAGCUCCCCAGACUAGACUUUUACACAACAACUUAACUGCUUUUCUGAAUCUCAUUAGUCUUACAUAUCCAUGUUUCUAAUGCACAGACCAUUGCACUGAUUUAGACCACAGGCUAAAAAACUGCACAUGGAAACACUGAUGAAUCAUCAGUGCUUUUGUAUGCACUCUUAGUAAUACAGAGGCAAACCUCAUGUGUCUCUGUGUCAGAUAACUCAGCAGUGCGCAAAGUGUUUUUUAAUAGGAGAAAAGGUCACUUGCAAAACGUAAAGCAGAAUUUGAAUAAAACCUUGAUAAUGACCCUGCCAAUAAAUAAAGUAUGACUUAGUCUUAAUCAAAUAUCUUCAAAUAAGACAUUUUCUGCAUUUUUUUGAAGAAGUUUGGUUUCAGUUUGGUUUCGAGUGAGAGAUUUUUCUUCCAUUUUUACCAUAAAUAAUUCAAAAGACUUUCUUAGAUUUGGAUUUUUUAAAUUCUUUUUUUUUUUUCACAUGAAAAUUAGUGAAAAAAAACGAGUGUUUCUUUGUGUUUGAUUGUUUUCAGCAAGCUUCACUUUUUUUUUCCUUAGAGAGAGCAUGUGUUUAUUUUUCUAUGUUGUAAAAUAUUUAUAAUAAUCAUGAUAAUACGCAGUUUCUAAAUCAGUGUCAUAGGUUAAUCAUGAUUGUAGUAAAUAUAACAGACAAAGACAUGAGUAACAGGAAUAAACUUAAACAGUAGUGCUUAUCAUAGUUUUGUUUUUAGUGUGACACUCUAUUAAUAUUCUAUCUUUGAGUUGAUAUUGCACAGACUCUUGGAAUGAUACAUAAUAUUACCUUUUUUUUUUAAAGAUCAGCUUAAAAGUCUUUGGUAAAAUUAGAAUCUUUCAUCAGCUCUUAAUCUCCAGCAGGAGGCAGCAGACUCCACCUCUCAGCUGAUGUUACUUAUGUGGGAUCAGUUUGGACUUACAUUAACAGCUGAUCAACUUUAUAGAUUAUGUUUCUGAUAUUGUGUUUACAUUGCAGCAGUCUUACGUCACUUUUUCUAGGUGCAAACUAGAGGUUUCACAUUGCACACAGUUCACAAGACAAUAUGGAAGUGUUGUUGAUAAUAACUAUUAUUAUUUGCAGUUAAUAAACAAUACAUUUGGUGAGGAAAAGGGUUUUUUUUGUAGUAUUCCAUGUCAUUUUCUUUCUUUUCUCUGCACACCCCUCCUCCUCUCUCGCCUCCUCCUGCAGGUACUACGCAGACAUCCGUCAGACCAUCUCAGCCAGUGACCAGGAGAUGAACUCUGCUCUAGCAGAACUCUCUCGAGUAAGUUACCCGCUCUUGUCUUCUAGUUUUGCAGAAGCUAACUUUUUUUAAGCGCAGAGUUGAAGGCAUAAAUCAUUUCAGGACCUUCUGGCUGCGUGCCUAACAAGCUUCAUGUGGAGACUGAAAUGAAAUAUGAAUGGAAACCGAUGCAGUUUUGAACACCCCCCACCCACUGACACUCUAUUUUUACUCUCCUAAAACAGAAUUAUACCGCUGAGGUCAACUGCCUUGUGGCUUUACACGAGCUGUACAAGUACAUCAACAAAUAUUACGAUCAAGUGAGUAUCACCGAAGAACACGAGUGCUGGGUUUUACAGUGUGGUUUUUGUGCAUUUCAGCUACUUUUACUAACUUUAUACCUCUUGAAACACUCACAUUAGGAGAACAGAGUUAUAAUACUAGUAUGCUCUGAAAAAUCCAUCUUCUCUGCUGAUGGUGUAUGACCAAGCUUACAGUGUACACUAAUGUAAAAACACAUAAUUGAAUAAAUCACUUUAUUGUCACGAAUCACACCUCAAUUUUGUCAGUAAAAGUAAAAAUUCAAGGUUAAUUAUGAUGUUGAAGUGAUUCUUGGCCUCGAUAUCACCACUAUAGAUACUGAAGUAACUUGGUGAGGCUUUUACAGGCUGUUAGGACAGACGACAAGCCUGUUAAUUAUUUACGAUUAUGUUCUUUAAAGUUUUUUCUUGAGGGAGAAAAAAAGAGCUCUCCAGAUCUGCUUAGUUUAUGUGAGUUUCAAUUUGGAAUAAAAAAUGUACUUUUUUAUAUCUUUAAAUAAGAGUUUUUUAAAAGCUUUGACAACCAAGAAAAGAAAAUCAACCAAAAAAGUGAGUUGAGAUUCAGAAGGACAAAUUCAAGGAAACAGAAAAAUGUUUUUUAAUGAUAAAGUAAAAGAAAUUCAGAGAACAGAAAGAACAAAAAAGUAGGUAUAAAAAGUAAAACACAUUUCAUUAAAGCUUAAAAGAUUUAAAAGUAUGAAAAAAAAGGAAAAAAAAUUAAAAGCCAUUAGGGUAAUAAAAUAAACGGGAAAGAAAGGGUGAAUUUUAUAUAGCAGGAAAUAAUACAAAGAUAUAAAAGUCAAUAAAGCAAAAAAAAAACACAAAUUGGAAAAUAAUAGAAAUUUCACACAUAGAAGCAGUAAAAGGACAGAAAAUAAAUCAAGAUAAAGAAAUAAAAAUGCACUUUGAAGCACCAGAGUAGAUAAAACUAAGGAAUUAAAGAAAUGGAGGGAGAAAAGACAUUAAACGAUCGUAAAAAAUAAAAAUCUAAAUUCAGAAUUGAGAUAGUGUUUCAAAAAAGCAAAUCUGUGUCUUGGGUUUAAGGACAGAUUUUACAGAUGUCACUGACUGAGCAGCUUCACUUUCCCUUACAGGUGGAUUUAAAGUCCAGAAGCUCUAAUGGCAUAAACAUUGUUAGUGAUGUAGUCUUAGCUGGAAAAAAAGCUUUAAAAUGAAGAGUGAAAUCUUUAAAACAAGUUUUAAACUAACAAAGAAGUGAGGAUCGAGGGUGACGUCAGUAAGAAGCCUGCAGGUUUAGUGUGUGAUCCACUCCUACACGUCUAUCCUCCAUUAUCAAUCAGUUUGUCUUUUUCAUGAAGGUUAACACCACCUACAGUAACAAAUAAAACAAGUCAUGCUUCUGUUUCAAGUGAACUUGUCUUCCUCCCCCUCAGAUCAUCACAGCGCUGGAGGAGGACUCCACGGCCCAGAAGAUGCAGCUGGGUUAUCGGCUCCAGCAGAUCGCUGCUGCUGUAGAAAACAAAGUCACAGAUCUAUGACCCGGAGGUCACACUAGAUUUUCCUUUAACCCUGAUGGAGGACAGCUUCUGUCUGCAGGAGGUUUUGUCUUCCUGAGAUGAACUGAGAACUUUUGCGGGAGACACUGUGCUUGUGCAGACUGAUUUCCAGUGAAGGGAGAAGUGAUCCUGAGAUCUUUCCAAUCCUGAGACUCCAGUUCCUCAUACCGGGAGUGAAAGGACACUGCUCUGAGGGCCAAAAAGGGAGAAAUAAAGCACAUAGACUUGCAGAAUCUCAUCUGAGCUUUCACCUUGACCAUGAUUCACUCUUGAGGGCGUCUUUUUUUGGCUCUUUCUACUCUAAUCUUAACCGACUGUCCAAACUGCACAGAACAUUCCUGCAAGUUCACCGCUUUGCUUGUGACAGGCCGUGCGUCUCCUGCUGAAAAGUGGACAAUAUAAGUGUGCUGGAAGAAGAAACAUGGAGGAAAAGGGAAAAGGAGGACUUAAACGUGGAGCUCUCCAGCACAAAGUCUUACUUAACGGACAAAUGAAGCUGCAACAACUCAUCGUGUUUGAAAGACGUUUUCAUUCUGCUUUAGCUUCCUGAAAUCGCUCUAACAAGUCUUACUCUGACAGGUUUAAUCUGCUUUUAUUGGACAGUUUGUUGUUCCCUGCAAACAGGCUUUAUUUUUCAUUUUCUAAGCAUCACUUCAACAAACUGUAGAUGCUGCCUUCUGCCAUUUGGACUUUUUUUUUUUUCGCAAAGGUGCUCUAUAGUUGAAGAUGCAGCACACAGAAACACUCCCGGCCUGCUCUUUUUUAACCAUCAUCCUCUGCUCCUGUGACUUCUCACUUCAGUUUUUGUGUUUCUGUGUUACCCACGUAGAUUUGCCAAAAGUUGCUCUUGGUUUUUAUGUUACCUUAUCCGUCCUGAAGAAAUCCAUGAGAGUAAAAUCCUCCACUCAACAUGAACUCUACCAAAAAAACAAAAAACUGCACCAAUUAAGUGAGAAAACUUCAAUUUGAAAUGCAGGAGUAAUGCACAAGAAAGAUGCAGUAAACUGAUUCUACUUUAUUUAUUUAACAUUUUUUUGCCACUUUAGGAUUUAAUCCCCCUGAUGCAACAUGUGUUUUUCCUCUGCUGGAUGUUUUUAUGUGAUAGACAGUACUUUUACUUGGUAUGUAUGAGACAGAGAAAAUUUUAAAAACCCUCAUUAAAGGUUCAAAAUCCUGAUGGGACCGUACGCUGAAUAAUGUAGGAUUAAAUUAAAACAUAUAUGUGCAUAAUUUAGUUGAUUUUAAUUGAUCUUUCCUGUGUAAUACAGCUGGUUUUUUUCUUUUAUUUCUGCUGGUUUGUUCUUCCAUUCUUGAAAUAUUUUGUUUGCUGUCAUUUCUUUUGUGUAAAGCUCCCUGUGAACUUAUUCUUAUCGGCAGUAUUUCUGUUGAACGGUUGUUACAAGCAGGAUAACUUUUUUCGGCUCAAACAUUUCAUACUGACAGGAGAGCUGGGAAAGUCUUUAAGUAGUUUUAUCCAAUUUAAUUUAUUUUUUAUUUAUUCUGUUGCAUAGUUGUCCAGUGUUAUUUUGCAAAUGUUUAAAAUAUCUUUUUUAACCCCUUUUUUCAACAGGUGACAUAAAACACAAAUUUAAUUUCUUUUAAGAUUUCAAAAUCAGAUUCAGAGGCAGUCGUCUUGAAUUUGUGCCACAUUUUCAGUUUUUUUUCCUAUCAUUUCUUUCAUCUAUUUUUGAUGCAGUUGAGAAAUAUUUUUGUCUUGUUGCAAGUUUUUAUUCUGGUUUGCUAAACUCCACUGUGAUGUUUGACCAUCACUCUGUACAUACAAACUGCUCUGAAGUAACUCUGACUUUAGUGUCUCUGACUAACUGGUAGGACAAACCUAACAACAGCUUAAUGUGAUGCAAUAAAGUGGUCCCAGUGUUUAAUCCUG